AUGUACCUCUCUUUAGGCAGGUGUAAUAAUGUUGGAGCAGCAGACAUAGUGUUCCUGAUAGAUGGCUCAUCAAGUAUCGGCAGGGCCAACUUCCUGCAAGUCAAGGGCUUCAUGGCUGGCAUCGUCAAGCCCUUCGCCAGCUCUGUGGGCCAAUCAGGGAUCCGCUUCGGGGCCGUGCAGUACAGCGACACCUCUAGGUCAGACACUGAGAGUCUUGUCUGUAAUGUUUGCUUCUACUAACAAUUAUCUGUUGGUACAAUACAUUAACAUUAACACUUGACUCUUCUUUCUUGUCUGUUACCAAUAGUUUUUUACCCCCUUAAUAAUGGUGAAUGGUUUUCCCCAGGUGAUGCAGUAGUUUAUUGUUGUGUGUUUUGUCCCAUUUAGGGUGGAGUUCACCUUCACCACCUACCUGAAUGGCACUGAGCUGGUCAGCGCUGUGGAGAACCUCAACUACAAGGGGGGAAACACUCGCACCGGUGCCGGCCUCAAAUUUGUCGCUGACAACUUUUUCAACCCCACCUCCACCCGGAACGUCUCAAAGGUCUGACAGAGGGAUAGAAUAGAUUGAAAGAGACUAUAUUUUGUCCCGUGACAGACCAUGACUUGACAUAUUCCUCUCUCUCUCUUUCUCUCUCUCUCUCUCUCUCUCUCUCUCUCUCUCUCUCUCUCUCUCUCUCUCUCUCUCUCUCUCUCUUUCUCUCAUGUAGGUCUGUAUACUGAUCACAGAUGGAAAGUCUCAAGACAAUGUAAGGGACCCAGCUCAGAAGCUACGGAGUCUGGGAGUGGAGAUGUUUGCAGUGGGUAGGUUUGUGAGAUCAAAUCAAAUCAACGUUUAUUUGUCAUGUGCACAGAAUAAAUGCUUACUUGCAAGCACUCAAGUACAAAUAUCAAAAGUCAAAGUUGUAAAAAUAUGAAAUGUGCUAUGUAAAUUAUGACUGUUAUUUACAAGUAGUGAAGUGAAUAGUGACUUGGUUGAGCAGCUUAAAUAAAUAGUAAUAAAUAGUAACAGCAAUGAUGACCAUAAGUGUGUGCGUGUGUGUGAGUUGUGAGUGUGUGUGUGUGUAUGGGUUGGGUGUAUUGAGAGUCAGUGCAAGUAGUCUCGUAAGGUGCAGGUGAAUAGCAAGCAGGUCUGUGCAGGUAGACAAAUAGGGUUAGCUGUUCAGCAGUCUUAUGGCUUGGAGGUAGAAGCUGUCUCGGAACCUGUUGGUCGAGACCUGAUGCUCCAAUACCGUCUGACUUGCCACAUUGACUCAUUAAUCCCGACCACAAGCCUCAGGCGGUAUAUCUUGAUAGUGUGUGUGUGUACGGUAUUUGACUGGUUGUUUUUGUCUCUGUCAGGUAUAAAGAGUGCAGACCAGACUGAGUUGGCUCUGAUAGCCACUCCUCCUCAGAGAGACUACACAUUCUUUGUGGGGGACUUUAAGCUGCUCAACACACUGCUCUCCCUGGUGGGCCCGCGUGUGUGUUCCAGCUCAGGUGGAGUCUACGCUAGCGAUGGUAAACACACACUGCCAUACAUUACACUGGAACAGACUCAGCUCAGUACAAUACAUUACUGUCUAUUACACAAUAAAAAUCACCUCUCAUUGUCUUCCCUCUCCUCCACACACCAUCUCUUUCUCUUUCUCUUUCUCUCUUUUUCUGGCAGAGGCCUUUUCCGGUCCCUCUAACCUCCAGUUCUCAAGCCAGACCUCUGAUUCGCUCAGGAUCCGGUGGACUCCCGCAGGGGGGCCUGUGAGUGGCUAUGUGGUGCAGUACACACCCCUUUCUGGCCUGGGCCAGCCAAUCACAGCGGAGCUGCAUCAGGUGGGCACUGCUGGUUGGGUGGGGGGGUGUGGUGUUCAUUCCUGACUCAGGGGAUGGGCAGCAGGCAGCAGUUCAUACUGUAAAUGUGACCCAGAUUCUAAUUGCUCAUUGUAGUUUUGGGAGCCUGCUACAUGGCAGACAGACAGAGAGACAGAGAGGGAUUUGGUUGAGUAGGAACAUGUUUUAAUGGGUGGAUCUAGAGUUUGAUUGAGUUUCUGUGUCUGUGCAGAUUAAACGUUGGCUGGAAAACAGUGAAAUUCCCGGUCUGUGACUGUGUGUUGGUAAUCAUGACUCAUGACCAUAAUAAAGAAUGGCAUAGAUUAGUCUGUGAACAUUCACCCCAGUCAAAGGCUUUGACAAAACCUGUUGCUAUGCAAUAACAUUGAAUACCUAUUUACAGCAGGAGCUUUGAAUGUUGGCUUACAUUUGUCUGAGGUGCACAAGUGCAAUUCUCGAGUUCCACAAUCAUGCUGGUCUUUUUUAUUUAUAUUUUUUAUGGGGGGUAGAUCAGCUUAAUAUUGCAGAAAGAUUGUAACUUCCAUCAAUGUAAUUGUCUGCAUCACUUCCAAUCCCCCAUGUUAUUUAUAUAUAUAUAUACACAUAUAUUCACAUAUACAGUGGGGAGAACAAGUAUUUGAUACACUGCCGAUUUUGCAGGUUUUCCUACUUACAAAGCAUGUAGAGGUCUGUAAUUUUUAUCAUAGGUACACUUCAACUGUGAGAGACGGAAUCUAAAACAAAAAUCCAGAAAAUCACAUUAUAUGAUUUUAAAGUAAUUAAUAAGCAUUUUAUUGCAUGACAUAAGUAUUUGAUCACCUACCAACCAGUAAGAAUUCCGGCUCUCACAGACCUGUUAGUUUUUCUUUAUGUAGCCCUCCUGUUCUUCACUCAUUACCUGUAUUAACUGCACCUGUUUGAACUCGUUACCUGUAUAAAAGACACCUGUCCACACACUCAAUCAAACAGACUCCAACCUCUCCACAAUGGCCAAGACAAGAGAGCUGUGUAAGGACAUCAGGGAUAAAAUUGUAGACCUGCACAAGGCUGGGAUGGGCUACAGGACAAUAGGCAAGCAGCUGGUGAGAAGGCAACAACUGUUGGCGUAAUUAUUAGAAAAUGGAAGAAGUUCAAGAUGACAGUCAAUCACCCUCGGUCUGGGGCUCCAUGCAAGAUCUCACCUCGUGGGGCAUCAAUGAUCAUGAGGAAGGUGAGGGAUCAGCCCAGAACUACACGGCAGGACCUGGUCAAUGACCUGAAGAGAGCUGGGACCACAGUCUCAAAGAAAACCAUUAGUAACACACUACGCCGUCAUGGAUUAAAAUCCUGCAGCGCACGCAAGGUCCCCCUGCUCAAGCCAGCGCAUGUUCAGGCCCGUCUGAAGUUUGCCAAUGACCAUCUGGAUGAUCCAGAGGAGGAAUGGGAGAAGGCCAUGUGGUCUGAUGAGCCAAAAAUAGAGCUUUUUGGUCUAAACUCCACUCGUCGUAUUUGGAGGAAGAAGAAGGAUGAGUACAACCCCAAGAACACCAUCCCAACCGUGAAGCAUGGAGGUGGAAACAUCAUUCUUUGGGGAUGCUUUUCUGCAAAGGGGACAGGACGACUGCACCAUAUUGAGGGGAGGAUGGAUGGGGCCAUGUAUCGCGAGAUCUUGGCCAACAACCUCCUUCCCUCAGUAAAAGCAUUGAAGAUGGGCCGUGGCUGGGUCUUCCAGCAUGACAACGACCCGAAACACACAGCCAGGGCAACUAAGGAGUGGCUCCGUAAGAAGCAUCUCAAGGUCCUGGAGUGGCCUAGCCAGUCUCCAGACCUGAACCCAAUAGAAAAUCUUUGGAGGGAGCUGGAAGUCCGUAUUGCCCAGCGACAGCCCCGAAACCUGAAGGAUCUGGAGAAGGUCUGUAUGGAGGAGUGGGCCAAAAUCCCUGCUGCAGUGUGUGCAAACCUGGUCAAGACCUACAGGAAACAUAUGAUCUCUGUAAUUGCAAACAAUGGUUUCUGUUCCAAAUAUGAAGCUCUGCUUUUCUGAUGUAUCAAAUACUUAUGUCAUGCAAUAAAAUGCAAAUUCAUUACUUAAAAAUCAUACAAUGUGAUUUUCUGGAUUUUUGUUUUAGAUUCCGUCUCUCACAGUUGAAGUGUACCUAUGAUAAAAAUUACAGACCUCUACAUGCUUUGUAAGUAGGAAAACCAGCAAAAUCGGCAGUGUAUCAAAUACUUGUUCUCCCCACUGUAUACACACAUACACACAUACAUACAUACAUACAUACAUACACAUACAUAUCCUUUAAAAAAUAUAUAUAUUCCCCUUUAUUACUUUCCAACCCCGCCACCCUUUCCCUACUUGGAGUAAACUAGUGAACAACAAUGCUUAGGCCUCUACUUCCAGCUUAUACUUACUAUCUACAUUUUAUGGACACUGUCAAUUUUACAAUAAUUAUAUUUUGUUUGUUUUUUCUCCUGAACUUCUUCAACUCUCAACCUCUCCGAUCAUUUUCAUGAUGUCCAUCCGGUUUGCUUCUAUAUGCCAUAUCUUUCUAACUGUGCUCUUUCACAAAAGCUCCCAACCUACAACCUAUAUACUUGUUAUGGACACAGUAUGCUUACAUUAUUAGUUAUCUUGUUAUUAUUUGUUGUUAGUUGUUAUUAGUCCCAUCCUUCAAUUCCAUUCAACACCUCCCAUCUAUCUCUUAACACCAUCCAUAUAGGAUUUCUAUUUGCCAUAAGUUCUGAACCUUUCUAUUCUCAUUGUUUCUACAGAUUGUGAAUUGAAAAUAAACAUUUUUGUUAAAUGUAUUAUUAUAUUAUUGAUCAAUUGACUAUGACUUAUCAGAUCACCCAGUAAUGCUAUCCGUAAGGUUAGCUCCAGGUAAAUAUUGCAAUCCUUUAGCCAUUCCUGGAACUGUGUCCAAAAACAAGCUACAAAAGGACAGUACCAAAACAAAUGAUCUAGUGAUUCUGUCUCUUCGCAGCAAAAUCUGCAGAGCUGGGAAGAUUGUAUCCCCUAUAUAAAUAACAUUCUAUUGGUAGCAAGAAUUUUAUAUAAUAAUUUAAAUUGAAAGAUUCUAAGUUUUGAAUCCGGCGUCGUUUUGCGUAUCAGCUCAUAAACACUAUGCCAUGGGAUCGGUAUGUCAAAAAUCUCUUCCCAACUAUUUUGCAAUCUAUAUGGGAUGGCUGUCAAUCCUUUGGUCCUUAAAUGAAACUGAUAUACUUUUUUAUUUAUCACAGUUUUCCUUAACCAAUUUUGUUAUUUAAUGCAAGGCCGACAGACAAGUUCCUUACUUUCUCCCCCUUCCACUUUCCUCUUCCAUUUUUGCGGUAAGGCUGCAAUUAUUUUGUUGUAUUUUGGGUAGAGCAGACAUUUCCAUAUGUUUUUUUUAGCUGCAUAACUCCACCAGUCCUACCGAUGAUAUCAUUUCCGAAGAUUAUACCUUUUUUAAACAUUUUGUCAAAAAAAACGUUUUUUUUUGUCAAUUAGUUUAAAUUUGAGUUUAACCACAAUAUUUGUUGCAUUAUUUGUUCUGUAGUUUCUGGAGGAUUAAAUUGAAAUUGCAACCAACUUUCUAUGGCUUGUUUUAGAAAUAGUGAUAUUUGGGAGAUGAUUUCCUUUUCAAAUAACUGAAAGUGAGUGGUUGUAAUCUGAAUAAAAGGAAAAAGGCCAUUCUUGAACAUUGGGUGAGACAAUCUUACCAGUUCGGAUUUAAGUAUAACUUUUGUAUGACUGAAGCUUUUAGUGAUAGGUCUAAUGCUUUAAUAUUUAAUAAUUUCUGUCCUCCGAAUUCAUAUUCAAUAUAUAAAUAGGCCCGUUUAAUUUUGACUGGCUUGCCGUUCCAAAUCAAUUGGAAUAUUUUUUUCUCAUAUAAUUUAAAAAACUUUUCGCUAGGCGUAGGCAAGACCAUAAGCAAAUGGGUAAACUGGGAUAAUACUAAAGAGUUAAUAAGGGUGAUUUUUCCACAAAUUGACAGGUAUGUACCUUUCCAUGGUAGCACGAUCUUAUCUAUUUUUGCUAACUUUCUAUUAAAAUUGAUUGAAGUGAGAUCAUUUAUUUCCUUUGGGAUAUGUAUUCCGAGUAUAUCCACAUCACCAUCAGACCAUUUUAUUGGUAAACUACAUGAGAAUGUAGAAAUUGUAUUUUUUAGUGAUCCAAUACGUAAUAUAGUACAUUUGUCAUAAUUUGGUUGUAAUCCAGAGAGGUUAGAAAAUGUAUCUAGAUAUAUAUAUCCUCUAUGAGGCUGUGGAGGGAUUGUAGUUGUGGAUUUAAAAGAAAAUAAUCAUCAGCGUACAAUGACACCUUUGUUUUUAAGCCCUGGAUUUCUAAUCCCCUGAUAUUAUUGUUGAAUCUGAUUUUAAUAGCUAACAUCUCGCUGGCCACAAUAAAUAGAUAAGCCGAUAGUGGACAAACUUGUUUUACUCCUCUUGACAGUUUAAAACUUUCGGAGAAAUAGCCAUUAUUUACUAUUUUACACCUAGGGUUACUAUACAUGAUUUUGACCCAUUUUAUAAGAGAUUUGCUCCAGGCAUUUAUAUAUAAACCCCAGUCGUACUUUAUCAAAUGCCUUUUCGAAGUCUGCUAUGAAUAGCAGGCCUGGUUUCCCAGAUUUUCCAUAGUGUUCUAUUGUUUCCAAUACUUGCCUUAUAUUAUCUCCAAUGUAUCUUCCAUGUAAAAAACCUGUCUGAUUAGAAUGAAUAAUAUCCUCGACAUGCUGGUCUUUGUGAUACGGUUUGUAUAGAGAGUGCACACACACCUAGUUUCUCAGGUAUAAACCAGUAUCUGGUCAAAAACCAGCUGACACUGCAGCCCUUUUACGAACCAGAACUAUGCACCCCUGUCUCCUGUACUUACCCCUCUCUCCCCCCUGUCUACCCCUGCAGGAGACAGUGUCUGCAGGUCAGAGGAGCUUUGUGGCCAAAGAGCUGAAGUCAGGGACAGACUACCUGGUGACGAUCAUCACCCAAUACCCCAACAGUGUGGGAGAGCCUGUGUUUGCCAAGGCACGAACCAGUGAGUACACAGAGCGGGUCGGACAGAGGGAGAAUGGGAGGGAGGGGGUAGGAGAGAUGAGAUGAGAAGAUUAGAUAAUUAGAAACCAAGGCACGAAUAAGUGAGUACACAGAGAGAGAUGGAGGAAGAGGAGGGGGGAUGAAAGUAGGGAGGAGAGAAGGAGAGAGUCAUUUCAAUAAAGUUAAAUUACAUUUGACAGACGAGUGUGGAUGGGGAAGAUAUUUGGUAUUUUAUUAGGAUCCUCAUUAGCUGUUGCAAAAGCAGCAGCUACUCUUCCUGGGGUCCACACAAAACAUGAAACAUGACAUAAUACAGAACAUUAAUAGACAAGAACAGCUCAAGGACAGAACUACAUAAAACAUUUUUUUAAAGGCACACGUAGCCUACAUAUCAAUACAUACACACAAACUAUCUAGAUCAAAUAGGGGAGAGGCGUUGUGCUGUGAGGUGUUGCUUUAUCUGUUUUUUUAAACAAGGUUUGCUGUUUAUUUGAGCAAUAUGAGAUGGAGUUCCAUGCAAUAAUGGCUCUAUAUAAUACUGUACGCUUUCUUGAAUUUGUUCUGGAUUUGGGGACUGUGAAAAGACCCCUGGUGACAUGUCUGGUGGGGUAAGUGUGUGUGUCAGAGCUGUGUGUAAGUUGACUGUGCAAACAAUUUGGGAUUUUCAACACAAUGUUUCUUAUAAAAAGAAGUGAUGCAGUCAGUCUCUCCUCAACUCUUAGCCAAGAGAGACUGGCAUGCAUAGUAUUUAUAUCAUCCCUCUGAUUACAAUGAAGAGCAAGACGUGCCGCUCUGUUCUGGGCCAGCUGCAGCUUAACUAGGUCUUUCCUUUCAGCACUCGACCACACGACUGGACAAUAAUCAAGAUAAGAAAAAACUAGCCUUGCAGAACUUGCUUUUUGGAGUGUGAUGUCAAAAAAGCAGAGCAUAUUUUUAUUAGGGACAGAUCUCUCCCCAUCUUUACAACCAUUGAAUCUAUAUGUUUUGACCAUGACAGUUUACAAUCUAAGGUAACGCCAAGUAAUUUAGUCUCCUUAAACACCAUUUUUUCCAACAGUUUGCUAUGAGCUGGCAGCAAGCCUGUUAGAACCAGUGAAGGCCGCUUUACCACUUUUGGGAUAGCGGAAUUACUUUGGCUUACCUCCAGGCCUGAGGACAAAUACUUUCCUCUAGGCUCAGAUUAAAGAUAUGACAGAUAGGAGCGGCUAUAGAGUCAGCUACCAUCCUCAGUAGCUUUCCAUCUUUCCAAGUUGUCAAUGCCAGGAGGUUUGUCAUUAUUGAUCGAUAACAAUAAUUUUUCCACCUCUCCCACGCUAACUUUACAAAAUUCAACUUGCAAUUUUUUAAAUGCAUGAAUAUGAUGGCUCACUGUUCGUUGUUGGUUCGUUGUUGUUCUGUUUGACCUAAUUUCUACCAGCAUGUCACAUGUGCAACCAGAGGGAAAAAAAUAUUUUACUCCAAACAUAGAGACACGUACAAAGCUCUCCCUCGAUCCUCCAUUUGGCAAGUCUGACCAUAAUUCUAUCCUCCUGAUUCCUGCUUACAAGCAAAAACUCAAGCAGGAAGUACCAGUGACUCUCUCAAUACGGAAGUGGUCUGAUGACGUGGAGGCUAAGCUACAGGACUGUUUUGCUAGCAAAGACUGGAAUAUGUUCCGGGAUUCAUCCGAUAGCAUUGAAGAGUACAGUCGUGGUGAAAAGUUUUGAGAAGGACACAAAUACUAAUUUUCACAAAGUCUGCUGCCUCAGUUUUGAUGAUGGCAGUUUGCAUAUACUCCAGAAUGUCAUGAAGAGUGAUCAGAUGAAUUGCAAAUAAUUGCAAAGUCCCUCUUUGCCAUGAAAAUGAACUUAAUCCCCCCAAAAUAUUUCCACUGCAUUUCAGCCCUGCCACAAAAGGACCAGCUGCCAUCAUGUCAGUGAUUCUCUCGUUAACACAGGCGAGAGUGUUGACGAGGACAAGGCUGGAGAUCAAUCUGUCAUGCUGAUUGAGUUAGAAUAACAGACUGGAAGCUUUAAAAGGAGGGUGGUGCUUGAAAUCAUUGUUAUUCCUCUGUUAAUGUCACGAUCGUCGUAAGAACCGGACCAAGGCGCAGCGUGAUAGGCAUACAUCUUUUAAUGAGUACUUUAACACAUGAACAAAACAACAAAACGAUACGUGAAGUCUAAAGGUUCACCAACACAAACCUAUACAGAUCAAGAUCCCAGAAAUAACUGUGCAAAACAGGCUGCCUAAGUAUGGUUCCCAAUCAGAGACAACGAGCAACAGCUGCCUCUGAUCGGGAACCACCCUGGCCAACAUAGAUCUAAACAAUCUAGAAUAAACACAUAGAAACUACAACAUAGAAACUAACACCCUGGCUCAACAUAAGAGUCCCCAGAGCCAGGGCGUGACAGUUAACCAUGGUUACCUGCAAGGAAACAUGUGCCGUCAUCAUUGCUUUGCACAAAAAGGGCAUCACAGGCAAGGAUAUUGCUGCUAGUAAGAUUGCACCUAAAUCAACCAUUUAUCGGAUCAUCAAGAACUUCAAGGAGAGAGGUUCAACUGUUGUGAAGAAGGCUUCAGGGCCAAGAAAGUCCAGCAAGCGCCAGGACUGUCUCACCACCAGUGCAGAGCUUGCUCAGGAAUGGCAGCAGGCAGGUGUGAGUGCAUCUGCACGCACAGUGAGUUGAAGACUUUUGGAGGAUGGCCUGGUGUCAAGAAGGGCAGCAAAGAAGACACUUCUCUCCAGGAAAAACCUCAGGGACAGACUGAUAUUCUGCAAAAGGAACAGUGAUUGGACUGCUGAGGACUGGGGUAAAGUCAUUUUCUCUGAUGAAUCCCCUUUCCGAUUGUUUGGGGCAUCCGGAAAACACCUUGUCCGGAGAAGACAAGGUGAGCGCUACCAUCAGUCCUGUGUCAUGCCAACAGUAAAGCAUCCUGAGACCAUUCAUGUGUGGGGCUGCUUCUCAGCCAAGGGAGUGGGCUCACUCACAAUUUUGCCUAAGAACACAGCCAUGAAUAAAGAAUGGUACCAACACAUCCUCAGAGAGCAACUUCUCCCAACCAUCCAAGAACAGUUUGGUGAUGACCAAUGCCUUUUCCAGCAUGAUGGAGCACCUUGCCAUAAGGCAAAAGUGAAAACUAAGUGGCUCGGGGAACAAAACAUUGACAUUUUGGGUCCAUGGCCAGGAAACUCCCCAGACCUUAAUCCCAUUGAGAACUUGUAGUCGAUCCUCAAGAGGCGAGUGGACAAACAAAAACCAACUAAUUCUGACAAACUCCAAAUAUUGAUUAUGCAAGAAUGGGCUGCCAUCAGUCAGGAUGUUGCCCAGAAGUUAUUUGACAGCAUGCCAGGGCGGAUUGCAGAGGUCUUGAAAAAGAAGGGUCAACACUGCAAAUAUUGACUCUUUGCAUAAACUUAAUGUAAUUGUCAAUAAAAGCCUUUGACACUUAUGGAAUGCUUGUAAUUAUACUCCAGUAUACCAUAGUAACAUCUGAAACAAAUAUCUCAUAACACUGAAGCAGCGAACUUUGUGAAGACCAAUACUUAAGUCAUUCUCAAAACUUUUGACCACGACUGUAUACCACAUCAGUCAUCGGCUUCAUCAAUAAUUGCACUGACAACGUCGUCCCCACAGUGACUGUACGUACAUAUCCCAACCAGAAGCCAUGAUUAGAGGGAACAUCUGCACUGAGCUAAAGGCUAGAGCUGCCGCUUUCAAGGAGCGGGACACUAAUCUGGACGUUUAUAAGAAAUCCCGCUAUGCCCUCCGACGAACCAUCAAACAGGCAAAGCGUCAAUACAGGACUAAUAUUGAAUCCUACUACACCGGCUCUGACGCUCGUUGGAUGUGGUAGGACUUGCAAACUAUUACGGAUUACAAAGGGAAACCCAGCCGCGAGCUGCCCAGUGAUGCGAGCCUACCUGACGAGCUAAAUGCCUUCUAUGCUCGCUUUGAGGCAAGCAACACUGAAGCAUGCAUGAGAGAACGAGCUGUUCUGGACGACUAUUUGAUCACGCUCUCCAUAGCUGAUGUGAGUAAGACCUUUAAACGGCCAGACGGAUUAUCAGGACGCAUACUCAGAGCAUGCACUGACCAACUGCCAAGUGUCUUCACUGACAUUUUAAACCUCUCCCUGACGGAGUCUGUAAUACCUACUUGUGUCAAGCAGACCAACCUAGUCCCUGUACCCAAGAACGCCAAGGUAACCUGCCUAAAUGACUACCACCCCAUAGCACUCACGUCGGUAGCCAUGAAGUGCUUUGAAAGGCUGGUCAUGGCUCACAUCAACACAAUCAUCCCAGAAACCCUAGACCCACUACAAUUUGCAUACCGGCCCAACAGAUCCACAGAGGACGCAAUCUCUAUUGCACUCCACACUGCCCUUUCCCACCUGGACAAAAGGAACACCUACAUGAGAACGCUGUUUGUUGACUACAGCUCAGCGUUCAACACCAUAGUGCCCUCAAAGCUUAUCACUAAGGUAAGGACUCUGGGAAGGAACACCUCCCUCUGCAACUGGAUCCUGGACUUCCUGAUGGGCCGCCCCCAGGUGGUAAGGGUAGGUAACAACACAUCUGCCACACUGAUCCUCAGCACGGGGGCCCCUCAGGGGUGCGUGCUCAGUCCCCUCCUGUACUCCCUGUUCACUCAUGACUGCAUUGCCAGGCACGACUCCAAUACCAUCAUUAAGUUUGCCGAUGACACAACGGUGGUAGGCCUGAUCACCGACAACGAUGAGACAGUCUAUAGGGAGGAGGUCAGAGACCUGGCAGUGUGGUGCCAGGACAACAACCUCUCCCUCAACGUCAGCAAGACAAAAGAGCUGAUCGUGGACUACAGGAAAAGGAGGGCCAAGAACGCCCCCAUUCACAUAGACGGGGCUGUAGUGGAGCGGGUCGAGAGCUUCAAAUUCCUUGGUGUCCACAUCACUAACAAACUAUCAUGGUCCAAACACACCAAGACAGUCGUGAAGAGGUCAUGACAAUGCCUAUUCCCCCUCAGGAGACUGAAAAAAAUUGGCAUGGGUCCUCAGAUCAUCAAAAAGUUUUACAGCUGCACCAUCGAGAGCCUCCUGACUGGUUGCAUCACCGCUUGGUAUGGCAACUGCUCGGCAUCCGACUACAAGGCGCUACAUAGGGUAGUGCGUACCUCCCAGUACAUCAAUGGGGCCAAGCUUCCUGCCAUCCAGGACCUCUAUACUAGGCGGUGUCAGAGGAAAGCCCUAAAAAUGGUCAAAGACUUCAUCCACCCUAGUCAUAGACUGUUGUCUCUGCUACCACACGGCAAGCGCCAAGUCCAAAAGGCUCCUUAACAGCUUCUACCCUCAAGCCAUAAAACUGGUGAACAGUUAAUCAAAUGGCUACCCGGACCAUUUGCAUUGACCCACCAUUUUUUAACGCUGCUGCUACUCGCUGUUUAUUAUCUAUGCAUAGUCACUUUACCCCUAUGUACAUAUUACCUCAAUUACCUCAACUAACCUGCACCCCCGCACAUUGAAUCGGUACCGGUACCCCAUGUAUAUAGCCUCGUUAUUAUUAUUUUUAUUUUUAUUUUUCUUUCUUGCUUAAGUUUUUUUCUUUCUUUAAAAAUAUUUUCUUACUUACUUUUUUAAAAAUUCAGCAUUGUUGGUUAAGGGCUUGUAAGUAAGCAUUUCACGGUAAGAUCUACACCUGUUGUAUUCGGCACAAGUGUCAAAUAAAAUUGGAUUUUAUUUUAUUUUGAUAUACACAAUUUACAAAAUACAAUAUAAUACAAAUAUACAAAAUUACAAACACCCUCAAGAAAAUCAGUCAUUGUCACGCCCUGGCUCUGGGGACACUGUUAUGUUGAGCCAGGGUGUGUAAUUCUAUGUUUGUAUUUCUAUGUUGGCCUGAGUGACUCCCAAUCAGAGGCAACGAGUGUCAGCUGGUUGUCUCUGAUUGGGAGCCAUAUUUAACUGUCUGUCUUUCACUUUGUGUUUGUGGUUUCUUGUUCUUAUUUGGUUUGUGUUAUACCGUAGACGUCACGUUAUCGUUGUUGUUUUGAUCGUGUGAUCAUUCUAAAUAAAUAAUAUGUUCACCUUCAACGCUGCGCCUUGGUCCUCCUCAGACGAUCGUGACAGAAGAAACCACCAAGAUGUGACCAAGCAGCGUGUCCAGGAGCCAUCGCCAGGGAGAUCUCUAACAGAUCUCCUUCGCCUCCUCGACUGGGUCAAGCCGGAUGAGGAGGAGAGGGGCUUGACAUUGUGGCAGAAGGGCGAACGGCUGGCGAGGGACAUGGAGACCUUGGCCACGGGUAGGAGUGAAGCCCAGAAAUUUUUUAGGGGGGGGCUAACGGCGUGGACGACGGGCCAGCAGGAGACCGCGGCAGAGCGGCCCAGCGGAUUGGUAGAGGAGGCCGCCAGGUUACGGGGGCCACUGGUCGAAGAGGGGGUGGAAGAUGUAGAGGCACGGCGAGAGGUACUGGCGUGUGUUGCCAGUCCGGUCCGGCCUGUUCCUGAUCCCCACGUAGGGCCAGUGGUGUGUGUUCCCAGUACGGUCCGGCCUGUUCCUGCCACUCGCACCAAGUCUACGGUGCGCAUCGCCAGCCCUGUCCGGCCCGUUCCUGCUCUCCGCACCAAGUCUGUGGUGCGCGUCGCCAGCCCAGUCCGGCCCAUUCCUGCUCUCCGCACCAAGUCUGUGGUGCGCGUCGCCAGCCCAGUCCGGCCCAUUCCUGCUCCCCGCACCAAGUCUGUGGUGCGUUUCGUCAGCCCGGCUCGGCCCGUUCCUGCUCCCCACACCAAGUCUACGGUGGGUGUCGCCAGCUCGGCCCGGCCUGCUCCCCACACCAAGCCAGUGGUGUGCGUCGUCAGUCCAGCACGGCCCGUGCCUGUUCCCCACACCAAGCCAGUGGUGUGCGUCGUCGGUCCGGCACGGCCCGUGCCUGUUCCACUGGUGCCUGGUCCGGCACCGGUCAGAUGCGUUACGCCGGAGCUAGAGCAAUCCGCUCCAUCAGUGUGCAGUCCAGCUCCGGCCAGCGGGGCCAGACCGGACCAGGGGUACUUUGGGGGGUUGGAGAGGGAGUGGGGAUCAGGCCCGGAGCCGGAUCCGCCGCCAAGGCGGAGUGCCCACCCGGUCCCUCCCCUGUGGUAUUUAGUUGGCGCGGUCGGAGUCCGCGCCUUUAGGGGGGGUACUGUCACGCCCUGGCUCUGGGGACACUGUUAUGUUGAGCCAGGGUGUGUAAUUCUAUGUUUGUAUUUCUAUGUUGGCCUGAGUGACUCCCAAUCAGAGGCAACGAGUGUCAGCUGGUUGUCUCUGAUUGGGAGCCAUAUUUAACUGUCUGUCUUUCACUUUGUGUUUGUGGUUUCUUGUUCUUAUUUGGUUUGUGUUAUACCGUAGACGUCACGUUAUCGUUGUUGUUUUGAUCGUGUGAUCAUUCUAAAUAAAUAAUAUGUUCACCUUCAACGCUGCGCCUUGGUCCUCCUCAGACGAUCGUGACAGUCACAUUCCCCAAUCAGCUGCCAAUCAGCAUGUUGAACUGCCCGAUGUAUGGAACUCUGUAGAUUGAUCCAUACAUGGGGUGCAAAGAAACUAAAAGCAGAUUUACCUAACUCUGAAGAGACCGAAGAGAUUUCAAGAGUUAGCCAUCCCUGAGACCGGGUAUGGUUAGUCGUACGUCUGAUGGUUAUUAUUGAUGUUAGGUAUGGUGGGAGUUUUUGUAAGAUAUCUUUAUAGAUAAAAAGAGAGCAAUAAAUCGACCUACAAGACUUCAAAGAGGGCCAGCCUACUUUCUGGUAAAGAAUGCAGUGAUGUGUACUGAACCUGUCGCCUGUAAUAAAACGAGGUGUGCUAUGGUAAACUGCAUCUAGCGGCUUUAAUGAAGUGAAGAACCAUAUCAACAGUCUUUCUUUGCCCUCAAUGACAUGCCAUAUCAUCCUCUCUCUCCACGUCUUUCCUAAGUCAUUCACUUCAAAUACUUCCCAAUGUGUCACUCUUCCAUGUGAAGCCAUACCAUCAUCCUCAUAGGAUACACCUCUCAUCUGCCUCUCAUCCCUCCCUUCCUCCAUCAUCCCUUUUUCUCUCUCCCUCCCUUCUCCAUCCCUUGUUUCUCAGAGUCUCUACCAGGGGUGUCUGGUCUUCGUCUGGUCCAGGCUGGUUUCUUCUCCCUCUCUCUGGCCUGGAAUGCCCCCACAUCACAGAUCCAGGGCUACAGACUCACCUACGGACCCAGAGGUCAGACACGCACGCACACACACGCACACACAUGCACGCACGCACGCACACACAAACGCAUACACACACACACACACACACUUUCACACUCUGCUUACUCUAAUCAUACUCACAUUAUUUACGCAUGAAGGACAAAUACCACACAACAUUCUGUGGGCCACGCCAAGCCGUCUUGUUAACUGUCAUUCUAAAACGCUUAACUCCUCACACAUCUCUUUUUGGCAGGUGAGCGUGUAACAGAGAGCGAAAGGGAGGGAGGGAGAGGAGGGAUGAGGAUAAUAGAUCAUAGAUAACCUGCAGGUGGCAAAUUGAGAGAGGGAAAUCUGUGUGUAGAUUUAUGGACAUCAGGGUAGUAUGCAGUACUAUGGUGGAGAUGAGAUGUUGUCUCACCUUAUACCGCCCUCCAGCUCUCCCUGUCUAUCAGAAGAGUUUUAUUACCCAAUCAUUACCACAAAUAUCACAUACACUUUACAGAGAGCUUUACAUAGACUUUAAAAACUGUGCAGAAGAGACUAAGGGAGACUUCAGGUAAGUGAACUAAUGAUUGAAUGUAGAGGCUGAAUCUGAAGAGGAGAUAAUGUGGCUGCGUUUUGAGAUACGAUACGAGAAAAGGGAUGUGUUAUGUUAAAUAGAUCUAUGGGGUGUGUUGAGGUGCGUGGCAUGACAUGUGAGAAAAAGGCCCCAUACACACACACACACACACACACACACACACACACACACACACACCAUAACUCAGUGCGGCAGCUCCAUCCCUGAGUCAGGGCGUGGCAGGAGUACCAGUCUCACAUGGAGAACCUUUAGGAGGAGAGACUGGCACUCUUGUGUGUCUUUGUUUUAAAUUAGGUCAAUGUGUAUUCUGUAAGGAGAUGUGGGAUGUUUCUACCUCUCUCUGUGAAUCCCACUGCAAGCAACUGCAAACCCUAAUUCAUGCAACCAGUACACCCACACUACCACACACCCUCUGUUUACCUUGUCUGUGAUAGGAUGAAGAUCUGUGCCUAUGGCUCCAGGCAACACAUUCCUCUAUGGCUGGCCCGUUGCCUUGGUGGCAUGUUACCUUGGUGACAGCCUGACAGGCUGGGUGGGGCAAGUGUUGCUUCAGUCUGCAGGUCAUGGUACUGACAGACAGACAGACAGACAGACAGACACAGACAGACUGUUCUUGCUCUUUCUUACAUCAUACACAUACACUACAAGCAUAAGCAAGUGCAUUUAAAGAUGUGAAUAGUGAGCUGUCUAUUUACUUGUAUGUUGCCUCCUCUAACCCUUGUGUGAUUGGCUGGCUGUGAUUGAUUGACAGGUCAGCCUGCAGCCCAGCUAUUGGAGCAGUCUCUGGCUGCAGACUCCACCUCUGUCACCCUGGAGAGGCUACUGCCAGACACAGAAUACGUCCUCACCCUAUACCCCCUGUUCCCCCGAAACUCUGCCUCCCCCGCCACCCUAACCUCACGCACAUGUAAGUACGCCUUACCCCUUCUCUCCCAUUACCCGCAGUCAGUACUGCAUGAUGCAUCAUUAUAUCAUCUUCAGUUUUAAGUGCACAUUAUUUGUGUGAAUCAUUGUUUUUCAAUGGAAAAGGUGCACAGAAGUUCUACAGUUGGCAUACAACAAAAGAGAUGUGUGCUGCAAAGUUCCUGUGCCUGAACUUUCCAUGCUCCUGAGCCUGCCCUUACAGCAAGCACAGUGCCUUGUGCAAGUAAUGUGAAGGCUACAUUAAAGUAACUAUCCAGUGUUUCCAGAUGUCUAUGAAAUAUGAGCUAUAAUUAAUUACAAUAUGAGUGAGAUGAUAGUUUUCCUUCCAUAAAAUGUUGAUUAAGUACCGUAAAACUUCAGUUAAACGCAGUCUCAAAUAGCCGCGCAACGGCACAUAUUUCAGCAAAUACAAUUUCAAAUAAACACUGGGUCUAAAUGAAUUAUUUACGAGGUUACCAUGAAUUACCAUUAAUUGUUUACGAGGUUUAAUGUUUGAUUUGUUAAACAUUUGUACAUUUUAGUCAUUUAGCAGACGCUCUUAUCCAAAGUGACUUACAGUUAGUGCAUUAAGAUAGCUAGGUGUGACAACCACAUAUCACAGGCAUAGAAAGUACAUUUUUCCUCAAUAAUGUAGCUAUCAGUAGAUUCAGAGUGUCAAGUGCAAGUGCUGGUAAUUUUUUAUUUAUUAUAUAUAUAUAUUUUUUUUGGGGGGGGGGUUAUUUAAUAUGCUGUUUGAAGAGGUAGAGUGUCAGAUGUUUUCAGAAGAUGGGCAGGGACUCUGCUCUCCUAACUUCAGGGGGAAGACCAUUGGGGUCCCAGGACAAAGAAGAGGUUGACUGGGCUGAGCGGGAGCUGCCCUCGUGUAGGGAUGGGAGGGCCAAGAGACCUGAGGUGGCAGAACGGAGUGCUCGGUUGGGGUGUAGGGUUUGAGCAUAGGUAUAGAGGGGCAGUUCCUCUUGCUGCUCCGUAGGCAAGUACCAUGGUCUUGUAGUGGAUGCGAGCAUCGACUGGAAGCCAGUGGAGUGUGCGGACGAGGGGGGUGACAUAAGAGAACUUGGGAAGGUACGUUACAUUAAAUAAUUCAGUAAUGACUCAAACAAAUGAUGGCAAUCAUCCGUUUUUAUUAACUUCUAGCCAUUGACUGUUAACAGCUGAGAAUUGCUAAAUAACUGGCAAGCACAAAAACAAUCAACAAUUUCGGGAGUACAGACCCCUAGAAAUUGUCUGAUCGCCAUUUAGUGGCAAAAGUAAGAACUGCAGAAAAUGCACAGCCAAAGAGUAUAAUAAUUAUUCUGUCAAGGAUUAUUUUAUUUAUAUUUUUAUAGAGGCAUUCUAAAACAAAUUAAACUUGACACAGUGUGUAAAUGAUAACACAUAAGUGCAGGAAAUUAAGACAUUUAUUAAAAUACUGGAAGUGAAUGCUGGAAUUAAACAAUUAAUUAUGCAACUGAGGAAAAGCUGUGUGCAAUAAGGAAAUAGACGCCUGGCUCAAAUAGCAGCCUGUCUCUAAUAAGAGCCUGUUGUGUUCUGUGAUUUUACGGUAUGUUAAAAAGCAGCUUUUCUAUGUUGGAAUGGUGUGGGCAUAUACCGGUCAUAAAAAAUAUUAAUUUGAGUAGACUGCUGAUUGGCCAGCUCACAUCAUCGUUUUUUAAACGGUCUGUUUGAGGUGGGGUUUUUGAAGUGUUUUUAUUUCCUCCAAUUUAUGCUUUGGCCACAAAUAUGAGUAUAGGACGAGUCAACAAUAUUAUUUGGGUACGAGAUAACAGAAUAAUAACUUUUAAAAGUGAGAUUGUCACUGGACAGUUACUUUAAGAUGAAAUCAUGUGGAGCUGUUUUUGUAUAGAUGAGGGAGAUUUCAUGCCAUGUCAACCAUACUAGGGUUGAAUGUCCGGAAACCGGUUACCGAGAUUUACCGGGAUAUACCGCCCAAAACCACUCAUUUUUCCCGGGAUAAAUAACUGCGAGAAAUUAUAAUAAAUUAUUUAUAUGAACAGCAUGGCGAGAAAUGGAACUGUUAUAUAUAUAAACCCUUUUUCAGGACCCUGUCUUUCAAAGAGAAUUCGUAAAAACUUCAUAGAUCUUCAUUUGAAAGGGUUUAAACACUGUUUCCCAUGCUUGGUCAAUGAACCAUAAACAAUUAAUGAACAUGCACCUGUGGAACGGUCGUUAAGACACUAACAGCUUACAGACGGUAGGCAAUUAAGGUCACAGUUAUGAAAACUUAGGACACUAAAGAGGCCUUUCUACUGACUCUGAAAAACACCAAAAGAAAGAUGCUCAGGGUCCCUGCUCAUCUGUGUGAACGUGCCUUAGGCAUGCUGCAAGAGGCAUGAGGACUGCAGAUGUGGCCAGGGCAAUAAAUUGCAAUGUCUGUACUGUGAGACGCCUAAGACAGCGCUACAUGGAGACAGGACGGACAGCUGAUCGUCCUCGCACUGGCAGACCAUGUGUAACAACACCUGCACAGGAUCGGUACAUCCGAACAUCACACCUGCGGGACAGGUACAGGAUGGCAACAACAACUGCCCGAGUUACAGCAGGAAUGCACAAUCCCUCCAUCAGUGCUCAGACUGUCCGCAAUAGGCUGAGAGAGGCUGGACUGAGGGCUUGUAGGCCUGUUGAAAGGCAGGUCCUCACCAGACCCAGCGGCAACAACGUCGCAUAUGGGCACAAACCCACCGUCGCUGGACCAGACAGGACUGGCAAAAAGUGCUCUUCCUCCUCCCUCAUGUGGUUUAGUCUCACCAGGGGUGAUGGUCAGAGUCGUGUUUAUCGUCGAAGGAAUGAGCGUUUCACCGAGGCCUGUACUCUGGAGCAGGAUCGAUUUGGAGGUGGAGGGUCCGUCAUGGUCUGGGGCGGUGUGUCACAGCAUCAUCGGACUGAGCUUGUUGUCAUUGCAGGCAAUCUCAAUGGUGUGCGUUACAGGGAAGACAUCCUCCUCCCUCAUGUGGUACCCUUCCUGCAGGCUCAUCCUGACAUGACCCUCCAGCAUGACAAUGCCACCAGCCAUACUGCUCAUUCUGUGCGUGAUUUCCUGCUAGACAGGAAUGUCAGUGUUCUGCCAUGGCCAGCGAAGAGCCCGGAUCUCAAUCCCAUUGAGCACGUCUGGGACCUGUUGAAACUUGCAGGUGCCUUGGUGGAAGAGUGGGGUAACAUCUCACAGCAAGAACUGGCAAAUCUGGUGCAGUCCAUGAGGAGGAGAUAGAUGCACUGCAGUACUUAAUGCAGCUGGUGGCCACACCAGAUACUGACUGUUACUUUUGAUUUUAACCCAUUAUUCAAUUUCUGUUAGUCACAUGUCUGUGGAACUUGUUCAGUUUAUGUCUCAGUUGUUGAAUCUUGUUAUGUUCAUACAAAUAUUUACAUAUGUUAAGUUUGCUGAAAAUAAACGCAGUUGACAGUGAGAGGACAUUUAUUUUUUUGCUGAGUUUAUAUAAAUGAUAUGUGAUGUCUAAAUCUGGCUUCUCUACGGCCUCUGCAUGAUGAAUCAUCAACGCUCAGGGUGGGGACAGACAGCCCAUCUCCGAAUGGAGCGCAGUUCACAAUGCAUGUAGACCUAUCAUCUUAUCAUGGUAACUUUUAUUCUUGUGACAGGUAGGCCUGCAUUUGCUGCAGCAUAGCCUAUGCUACAGUAAUAUAAAGACAGAAUGCAUGUCUAAUUUACCGAUCUCUAUCUGGCUUUCGGGGUCUCCUUAUUCUUUAAUUGUAAAGAUGUUUUUUAAAUUACAGCUACAGAGCUUUAAAAUAGCCUAUCACUUGAAUAUCAUUGCUUUAAAUCAGUGCACGUGCGAGCACUCUCUCACAGUCUCCCUCUCUCCAUCAAAUCCAUUCAAAUUGCAUCCAAAAUAGAUCAUCCUGUUCUAGAUUGAAAGACAGUGCAUUCGGGAAAGUAUUCAGACCCUUUGACUUUUUCCACAUUUUGUUAGGUUACAGCUUAUUCUAAAAUGGUUUAAAUAAAUGUUUCCUUCAUCAAUCUACACAGAAUAGCCCAGAUCCUCUCAAGCUCUGUCAGGAAUGGGCCGGACCGGGCUGGCGACGCGCACCAUUGGCUUGGUGCGGGGAGCAGGAACGGGCCGGGCCGGGCUGACGACGCGCACCAUAGACUUGGUGCGGGGGGCAGGAACGGGCCGGACCGGGCUGGCGACGCGCACCACAGGCUUGGUGCGGGGAGCAGGAACAGGCCGGACCGGACUGACGAUGCGCCCCACAGGCUUGGUGCAGGGAGCAGGAACAGGCCGGGCCGGGCUGGCGACGCGCACCAUUGGCUUGGUGCGAGGGGCAGGAACAGGCUGGACCGGGCUGGUGACGCGCACCAUUGGCUUGGUGCGAGGGGCAGGAACAGGCCGGACCGGGCUGACGACGCGCACCAUUGGCUUGGUGCGAGGGGCAGGAACCGGCCGGGCCGGGCUGGCGACCCGCAUCACAGGCUUGUUGCGAGGGACAGGAACAGGCCGGACCGCACUGGGAACACACACCACUGGCCUUAUAUGGGGAUCAGGAACGGGCCGGACCGGACUGGCAACGCACUUCAGUACCUCUCGCCGUGCCUCUACACUUUCCCUCCCUCUAAUCACCAAUGGCUCCCGUAACCCGGUGGCCUUCUCUCCUCGUCCACCAACUCGCCCUUUAUCUGCCUCCAGCAGCCCCGUCGCCCAUGCAUGUGCCCCCCCCUAAAAAUGUAUUGGGGGUGCCUCUCCCCCGUGGAUAUGGCCUCCAUGGCUCUCGCCAGACUCUCCAUCCUCUGCUCCCAAGUCCAACCUCUCUCCUCUUCACGCUGCUUGACCCAGUCGAGGUGGUAUCUUCUGUCACGAUCGUCAUUUGAAGAAACGGGCCAAUGCGCAGCGUGGAAUGCGAACAUCUUUAUUUAUAUUUCACCACACGAACAAAAACAACAAAACGAUACGUGAAGUCCUUGGGUACAUACACAAACCAACACGGAACAAGAUACCACACCACACAAAUGCCAAACGACUACCUAAGUAUGGUUCCCAAUCAGAGACAACAAGCAACAGCUGAUUCACGUUGCCUCUGAUUGAGAACCACCCCGGCCAACAUAGAAACACAUCAACUAGAUCCUGAACAUAGAAACACAAAACAUAGACUCUACACACCCUGGCUCAACAUAACAGAGUCCCCAGAGCCAGGGCGUGACACCUGCGUUGUCUUGGCUGUGUGCUUAGGGUCGUUGUCCUGUUGGAAGGUGAACCUUCACCCCCAGUCUGAGGUCCUGAGAGCUCUGGAGCAGGUUUUCAUCAAGGAUCUCUCUGUACUUUGCUCCGUUCAUCUUUCCCUCGAUCCUGACUAGUCUCCCAGUCCCUGCCGCUGAAAAACAUCCCCACAGCAUGAUGCUGCCACCACCAUGCUUUACUGUGCCAGGUGUCCUCCAGACGUGACGCUUGGCAUUCAGGUCAAAGAGUUCAAUCUUGGUUUCAUCAGACCAGAUAAUCUUGUUUCUCAUGGUCUGAGAGUCUUUAGGUGCCUUUUGGCAAACUCCAAGCGGGCUGUCAUGUACCUUUUACUGAGGAGUGGCCACACUACCGUAAAGGCCUGAUUGGUGGAGUGCUGCAGAGAUGGUUGUCCUUCUGGAAGGUUCUCCCAUCUCCACAGAAGAACUAUAGAGCUCUGUCAGAGUGACCAUCGGGUUCUUGGUCCCUCCCUGAUCAAGGCCCUUCUCCCCCGAUUGCUCAGUUUGGCCGGGUGGCCAGCUCUAGGAAGAGUCUUGGUGGUUCCAAACUUCUUCCAUUUAAGAAUGAUGGAGGCCACUCUGUUCUUGGGGACCUUCAACGCUGCAGACAUGUUUUGGUAACCUUCCACAGAUCUGUGCCUCGACACAAUCCUGUCUCUGCGCUCUACGGACAAUUCCUUCGACCUCAUGGCUUGGUUUUUGCUUUGACAUGCACUGUCAACUGUGGGACCUUAUAUAGACAGGUGUGUGCCUUUCCAAAUUAUGUCCAAUCAAUUGAAUUUACCACAGGUGGACUCCAAUCAAGUUGUAGAAACAUCUCAAGGAUGAUCAAUGGAAACAGGAUGCACCUGAGCUCAAUUUCGAGUCUCAUAGCAAAGGGUCUGAAUACUUAUGUAAAUAAGGUAUUUCUGUUUUUAUAAAAAUAUAAAUUUGCAAACAUUCCUAAAAACAAUACCAUUAUGGGGUAUUGUGUGUAGAUUGCUGAGUAAUAAAAACAUUUUAGAAUAAGACUGUAAUUUAACAAAAUGUGGAAAAAGUCAAGGGGUCUGAAUACUUUCCGAAGGCACUGUAUGUAUUGGAUAACAGCACAAUCAUUUGGUAUUUUUUGGGCUUGGGCUCAUUAAAUGUCUUUAAUGUAGGGUUCAUAAAAUGUACGUCCCAUCAGGCUCAGGUAGCAUCAGGCUUGAAUUUUUGAUCAAAGCUCUAAUCAAAUCCAGACAGGCCUAUUUAUAUGCUUUAUAAUGCUUUUGAAUGACACUUCUGGUGAAAUAUCGGGUUACCCAGGAGAAAAGUGAUUUAUUCUUGGGAUGGAACAUUUGUAAAAUACUGGGAAAAUAUUAAACCCUAAACUAUACUGAUUGGCCUCAUGCAUUUGUGACUUUAUGUGAACUAUAGAUGGAAAAGUAACAGUGAUCAGAAAGGUUCUCAUCGCCAGAUAGGGAGCUUCACACUGGGCACAGAUGUCAAUUCAAUUUCUAUUCCACGUUGGUUCCACGUCAUUUCAUUGAAAUUACGUUGAAUAACGUUGAUUCAACAAGUGUGUGCCCAGUGGGUUUGCACAUGUUUCUCUCAGACAACUUUCAAAUGGUCAGAAGAUCAUACAGCCGCCUGGUGGUGACUAUGUUGCCUGCAUUAAUUAUUAAAAGUCUGAAGCUCUUCUCUGUUGUUCAUCUUUGCCCUAUUUCAGUAUGCAUAGUGUGUUUAACACUGUGUGUCUGUAUGUGUGUGUGUGUGUGUGUGUGUGUGUGUGUUUCCGUGUUUCAAGUUUUUAUUGUCACGUGCACAAGUACAGUGAAAUGCCUUUCUUGCUCUUUCCCAACAAUGCGGUAAUAAUCAAUAUCAGUAGUAUGAAACAAUUAUAAUAGAGUCAAGUAGAACAAAAACACAAGAGAAAUAGAAAUGAGAAGAACAUGAGAAAGUAAGUUAGCUGUAUACAGAGUCAGUGCCAAAACCAUAUUUACAUUGUGCAGGGAUACUGGAGUGGUAGGGGAAGAUAUGUAUAGGGGUAAGGUGACUAGGCAUCAGGAUAUCUGAUAAACAAAGUAGCAGCUGCGAAUAUGAUGAUUGUAUGUGAGUGUGUGUGCGUGUGUGUGUAGAGUCGGUAUGAAUGUGUGUGCGUGUUAUGUGUGUGUGUGUGUGUGUGUGUGUAGAGUGUGCGUAGAGUCAGUGCAAAAGUAAAAAUAUAAAGUGUAUAUGCAGAUAGUCCCUGUAGCCAUUUUGUUAGCUAUUUAGAAGUAUUAUGACUUGGGAAUAGAAGCUGUUCAGGAGCUUGUUGGUGUCAGACUCCGGUACUGCUUGUUGUGCGGAAGAAGAGAGAACAGUCUAUGGCUUCGGUGGCUGGAGUCUUUAACAAUUUUACGGGCCAUCCUUUCACACCGCCUGAUAUAGAGGUCCUGGAUGGCAGGGAGCUCAACCCCAGUGAUGUACUGGGCUGUCCGCACCACCCUCUGUAGCGCCAUGCUACCGAGGGCAGUGCAUUUGCCAUACCAAGCAGUGAUGCAGCCAGUCAAAAUGCUCUCAAUGGUGCAGCUGUAUAACUUUUUGAGGAUUUGAGGGCCCAUACCAAGUCUUUUACAUUUACAUUUUAAGUCAUUUAGCAGACAAAUUGGUGCAUUCAACUUAGGAUAGCCAGUGGGACAUCCACCACUGGCGGAGGGGGGGUGUAGAAGGAUUAAUGUUAGACUAUUCCAGGUAUUCCUUAAAGAGGUAGGGUUUCAAGUGUCUCCGGAAGGUGGUCAGUGACUCUGCUGUCCUGGCGUCGUGGGGGAGCUUGUUCCACCAUUGGGGUGCCAGAGCAGCGAAUAGCUUUGACUGGGCUGAGCGGGAACUGUGCUUCCGUAGAGGUAGGGGGGCUAGCAGGCCAGAGGUGGAUGAAUGUAGUGCCCUCCUUUGGGUGUAGGGUCUGAUCAGAGCCUGAGGGUACCUGAGGGGGAAGAAGCGCUGUCGCGCCUUCUUCACGUCUGUUUUCGUGUGUGGAUCAUUUUAAGUCCUUUGUGGUUUGGACACAGAGGAACUUGAAGCUCUCGACCCACUCCACUGCAGCCCUGUCGAUGUGGAUGGGGGCGUCCUCGCCCCCUCGUUUCCUGUAGUCCACGAUCAGCUCCUUGGUCUUACUGACGUUGACGAAGAGGUUGUUGUCACUGACCUCCUCCCUGUAGGCUGUCUCAUGGUCGCCGGUGAUCAGGCCUACCACCGUCGUGUUGUCGGCAAACUUGAUGAUGUUGUUGGAGUCGUGCGUGGCCACGCAGUCGUGGGUGAACAAGGAGUACAGGAGGGGACUAAGCACAGAACACAAGGACAGUUGUUGUGCACACAUUGUGUCACUGACUGCUCACUAUAUAAAGGAUUAACAGCCUUGCUGAUUCUUCGUGUUGUGUGUGUGCGUUUGUGUGUGCGUUGCAGUGCGUCUGGAGGCGGCCCAGCAGCUGUCAGUAGAGACAGUGUCAGAGCGUAGCGUCCGAGUGCUGUGGAGGGGAGUGGGUGGAGCCAGGGCCUACAGACUGGUCUGGGGACCAUUCACAGGUAAGGAGCAGAGAGAUGCACCAAUCAAUAUUGACUUAUGUAUUUACACAAAAGGGUUGUUCUUCAGAAAUGCAUAGAGACGCUGAAUGGAAUUUAUGAGAGAAUCAGCAACGCUGUUCAUAUUUUAUAUAGUGACAACUGUCCUUGUCCCUUUCACUCUUCCAUUUCUUCCUCUGUCUACUCUCUGCUCUCCUCUCUCCUGCCCCUCUCUCCUCUCCCUCACCCCUCUCUCCUCUCUCCUCUCCCCCUUCUCCUGUGUCUCUCCCAGGUCGUGAUAUGGAGUCUGUGGAGGUGGCUGGUGACAGUGAGACUCACACCCUGUUGAACCUGCAGCCAGACACAGAGUACAUUGUCACUGUCAUCGCCCUCUACGAAGCCAACACAGAGGGACCUACCGCUACCGCCAGGUUCAAGAUAGGUACAGAGCUACACACACAUGCAUGUACGCACUGCAGACAUACAUUUCCCUCUCGUUCUGUCCCUCUGUCUAUUUUCUUCUGUCUCUGUCCCAGUAACUUCUACUUGUGUUUAAUUUUAGCCAGUGAAGGAAUGCCUUUAUAAAAUACUUUCUGCUGCAUCCAACAGACCUUAGUGUAAAGGACUGUAGGGGGUAGAGAGGUAGAAAGGGAAGAAGGAGAUAUAGAGGAAUAGAGCCUGAGAGAGAGAGCCAUAGAUAUAGAACACUGUAUAUAUGGUAUAUCUCUAUGGAGAGAACUACAACCGUUUAGCUUUAUGAAUUUUUUAUUCCUCGUGUUAUUAUUUUUAUAUUAUUUAUAUUUUUUCUCUCUGCAUUGUUGGGAAGGGCCCUUAAGUAAGCAUUUCACUGUUAGUCUACACCUGUUGUAUACAAAGCAUGUGACAAUUAAAAUUUGAUUUGAUUUGAAACACUUUCCUAUCCUCGUGGGGACCUAAAAUGUAUUUCCAUUCAAAAUCCUAUUUUCCCUAACUCUAAACAUAACCCUUACCCUAACCUUAACCCUAACCUUAACCCCUAACCCUAAUCCUAAACCUAACCUUAACCCCAAUUCUAACCCUAAUUGUAACCCUAACCCUAAACCUAACCCCUAACCCCUAAGCUUAAAAUAGCCUUUGUUCUCUUGGGGACGUGGGAAAUGUCCCCACGAGGGAGAAUUUUCCUUGUUGUACGAUCCUUGUGGGGACAUUUGGGGAUUUCAGGUCCCCCACGAGGAUAGAAGAACAAGCACGCAGCACGCACGCACGCACACACACACACACACACACACACAAUCACCUCCUGUGUAUGACUCAUUUUAGAGGGAUGUCUUUACUUAAAGGUGCACUAUGCAGAAAUUGCUCUGCCGUUUCCUCGUUGCUAAAAUAGUUAGCCUAAUGUCACGCCCUGACUCAGAGGACGCUUAUAUGUUGAGUCAGGGUGUGUAUAUUCCUUGUUGUGAUGUUCUAUGUUGUAUUUUCUAUGUUUAGAUCUAGUAUGUCUAGAUCUAUGUUGGCCGGUGUGGUUCCCAAUCAGAGGCAGCUGUCGCUCGUUGUCUCUUAUUAGGGACCAUACUUAGGCAGCCUAUUGGCACUAGUGGGUUGUGGGAUCUUGUUCCGUGUUAGUUAUGUUGUUUGUGUACCUUGGACUUCACGUUUCGUUUCUUGUUUUGUCGUUGUGUUUAUAAGUCAAAUAAACAUGUUUGCAUAUCACGCUGCGCCUUGGUCUGACCCGUUCAUCAACGAUCGUGACAGAAGAUCCCACCAAACGAGGACCAAGCAGCGUGUCCAGGAGCAGACAGCCUGGACAUGGGAGGAGAUCCUGGAAGGAAAGGGUUCCUGGACAUGGGAGGAGAUUCAGGCCGGGAUGGAUCGCCGUCCUUGGGAGGAGACAGUGGAGGCGCGGUAUAGAGAGGAGCAGCGGCAAUGCAGAAGGCGCCGGCCGAGGAAGAAGCCAGAGAGACAGCCCCAAUAAAAAAUUGGGGGGGGGGGGGGGCUAAAAGGGUGGUUGGCGGAGCCUAGUGUUAGAGCAGAGCCAACUCCCCGUACUCACGCGAGGAGGCGUGUGACUGGGCAGGCUCCGUGUUAUGCGGAGCUACGUACUGUGUCGCCAGUGUGCCGGCACAGCCCUGUACGUCCUGUGCUAGCACCACGCACGUGCCGUGCGAAGAUGGGCAUCCAGCCAGGACGGGGUGUGCCGGCUCAACGCUCCUGGUCUCCAGUACGCCUCCUCGGUCCCGCAUAUCCUGCGCCGGUUCUACGUACUGUAUCGCCAGUGCGCAUGCACAGCCCUGUGCGUCCUGUGCUAAUGCCUCACACAUACUGUGCAGAAGUAGGCAUCCAGCCAGGACGGGUUGUGCCAGCUCUCCGCUUCAGACCUCCAGUCCGCCUCCACAGUCCGGUACGGCCCGUGCCUGCUCCCCGCACCAAACCAGUGGUGCGUGUUCCCAGCCCGGCCCGGCCUGUUCCUGCUCCCCGCACCAAACCAGUGGUGCGUGUUCCCAGCCCGGCCCGGCUUGUUCCGGCCCCUCGCACCAAGCCAGUGGUGCGCGUCGCCAGCCCGGUCCGGCCUGUUCCUGCCCCUCGCACCAAGCCAGUGGUGCGCGUCGCCAGCCCGGCCUGUUCCUGUCCCUCGCACCAAGCCAGUGGUGCGCGUCGCCAGCCCGGCCCGGCCUGUUGCUGCCCCCCGCACCAAGCCGUGGUGCGCGUCGCCGGCCCGGCCUGUUCCGGCCCCUCGCACCAAGCCAGUGGUGCGCGUCGCCAGCCCGGUCCGGCCUGUUCCUGUGCCUUGCACCAAGCCAGUGGUGUGCGUCGCCAGCCCGGUCCGGCCUGUUCCUGUCCCUCGCACCAAGCCAGUGGUGCGCGUCGCCAGCCCGGCCUGUUCCUGUCCCUCGCACCAAGCCAGUGGUGCACGUCGCCGGCCCGGCCUGUUCCUGCUCCUCGCACCAAGCCAGUGGUGCGUGUGUCCAGUCCAGCUCCGGUCAGCGGCUCCAGUCCGGAGCCUGAGCAGUCCGCUCCACCGGUGCCCGAUCCAGCUCCGGUCAGCGGCUCCAGUCCAGACCCAGACGUCAGCCCCUCUCCAGGUUCGGGGUCUCCCACACCAGGGUCCAGACAGGGCUUGGAGUAUAGUGGGAGGAAGGAGAGGGGAAGCAACGUGCCAGAUCUAGACCAGACCAGGGGCGCAACAGGGAGGCGAAGAGUGAGAGGUCGUCACGCCCUGAGCCGGAUCCGCCUCCGAGGCGGAAUGCCCACCCGGCCCCUACCCUGUUAUGUGUAUGUUGUGCGGUCAGAGUCCGCACCUUUGGGGGGGGGUACUGUCACGCCCUGACUCAGAGGACGCUUAUAUGUUGAGUCAGGGUGUGUAUAUUCCUUGUUGUGAUGUUCCUGGACAUGGGAGGAGAUUCAGGCCGGGAUGGAUCGCCGUCCUUGGGAGGAGACAGUGGAGGCGCGGUAUAGAGAGGAGCAGCGGCAACGCAGAAGGCGCCGGCCGAGGAAGAAGCCAGAGAGACAGCCCCAAUAAAAAUUUUGAGGGGGGCUAAAAGGGUGGUUGGCGGAGCCUAGUGUUAGAGCAGAGCCAACUCCCCGUACUCACGCGAGGAGGCGUGUGACUGGGCAGGCUCCGUGUUAUGCGGAGCUACGUACUGUGUCGCCAGUGUGCCGGCACAGCCCUGUACGUCCUGUGCUAGCACCACGCACGUGCCGUGCGAAGAUGGGCAUCCAGCCAGGACGGGGUGUGCCGGCUCAACGCUCCUGGUCUCCAGUACGCCUCCUCGGUCCCGCAUAUCCUGCGCCGGUUCUACGUACUGUAUCGCCAGUGCGCAUGCACAGCCCUGUGCGUCCUAUGCUAAUGCCUCACACAUACUAUGCAGAAGUAGGCAUCCAGCCAGGACGGGUUGUGCCAGCUCUCCGCUUCAGACCUCCAGUCCGCCUCCACAGUCCGGUACGGCCCGUGCCUGCUCCCCGCACCAAACCAGUGGUGCGUGUUCCCAGCCCGGCCCGGCCUGUUCCUGCUCCCCGCACCAAACCAGUGGUGCGUGUUCCCAGCCCGGCCCGGCUUGUUCCGGCCCCUCGCACCAAGCCAGUGGUGCGCGUCGCCAGCCCGGUCCGGCCUGUUCCUGUCCCUCGCACCAAGCCAGUGGUGCGCAUCGCCAGCCCGGCCUGUUCCUGUCCCUCGCACCAAGCCAGUGGUGCGCGUCGCCAGCCCGGCCCGGCCUGUUGCUGCCCCUCGCACCAAGCCAGUGGUGCGCGUCGCCGGCCUGGCCUGUUCCGGCCCCUCGCACCAAGCCAGUGGUGCGCGUCGCCAGCCCGGUCCGGCCUGUUCCUGUGCCUUGCACCAAGCCAGUGGUGCACGUCGCCAGCCCGGUCCGGCCUGUUCCUGUCCCUCGCACCAAGCCAGUGGUGCGCGUCGCCAGCCCGGCCUGUUCCUGUCCCUCGCACCAAGCCAGUGGUGCACGUCGCCGGCCCGGCCUGUUCCUGCUCCUCGCACCAAGCCAGUGGUGCGUGUGUCCAGUCCAGCUCCGGUCAGCGGCUCCAGUCCGGAGCCUGAGCAGUCCGCUCCACCGGUGCCCGAUCCAGCUCUGGUCAGCGGCUCCAGUCCAGACCCAGACGUCAGCCCCUCUCCAGGUUCGGGGUCUCCCACACCAGGGUCCAGACAGGGCUUGGAGUAUAGUGGGAGGAAGGAGAGGGGAAGCAACGUGCCGAGGUCUAGACCAGACCAGGGGCGCAACAGGGAGGCGAAGAGUGAGAGGUCGUCACGCCCUGAGCCGGAUCCGCCUCCGAGGCGGAAUGCCCACCCGGCCCCUACCCUGUUAUGUGUAUGUUGUGCGGUCAGAGUCCGCACCUUUGGGGGGGGGGUACUGUCACGCCCUGACUCAGAGGACGCUUAUAUGUUGAGUCAGGGUGUGUAUAUUCCUUGUUGUGAUGUUCUAUGUUGUAUUCCUAUGUUUAGAUCUAGUAUGUCUAGAUCUAUGUUGGCCGGUGUGGUUCCCAAUCAGAGGCAGCUGUCGCUCGUUGUCUCUGAUUGGGGACCAUACUUAGGCAGCCUAUUGGCACUAGUGGGUUGUGGGAUCUUGUUCCGUGUUAGGUAUGUUGUUAGUGUACCUUGGACUUCACGUUUCGUUUCUUGUUUUGUCGUUGUGUUUAUAAGUCAAAUAAACAUGUUUGCAUAUCACGCUGCGCCUUGGUCUGACCCGUUCAUCAACGAUCGUGACACCUAAUUUCAGUUUAUGUGACAAAACAAGAAAGGAUAGUGUAGAGAAUCAUUGUAAAAUCUAAACCGCUGUGAAAUAUAUUUUCCAUAACAAAAAAUCUUGUAUUUUCAGCUGUUUGAUGCUGGUGUACAAAACCGAAAGUAAAAGACGGGAAGCAUAGAAAUAGCGCACAUAGAACAGAUACCGCGGCUUAUACUUGCUUUCGAUGGGAAUGAGAGAUCUAUAACUCACAUUUCUAUGUGAAUUUGGUCAGGUCGCCCAAAUAAUAUUGCAGGGGAUUUGUGUUUCAGUUGAAGCUGAAUCACCAUCACGUUCAUUGGUCUGGAUUUAAAUCAGGGAGGGGGAUGCUGUAGCUAUUUAGGACAGAAUGCCCCCUAAUGCUCCUCUCUGAGAUCAUAGAUCUCAAAUGGGAAGGCAAACACACUAUGUUUGGUAGCUAGCUACACUCUAAAAAAUGCUGGGUUGUUUGGUUGACCCAGCUGCUGGGUUGCAUGCAUUGGGUCACUUAGUUGGGUUGUUUUCUUAAAAAAGAGCAAGGUUGGGUUGUUGGUGCUGGGUUAUUGAGAUAUGAUGCAGCGAUCAGAUCAGAAGACUGGAGGCGUAGUUUAGUAGUGGCGUGGCUCUCAAAUUAAAAAAGACCCAGCUGUUGGGUCAAUCCAGCAUUAAAGUAAAAAAUACACAAUUGAUGGUUAAAUUAACCCAUGUUUGGGUAAUCCCAACAACCCAACAUGUUAGGUUAUUCAAGCAACCCAACUGGCUUGGUCAAAAUAACCCAGCGUGUUUUCUGUACAAUAUUUACCCAGCGCUGGGUUACCAAAGAACCCAAAUUGGGUUGUUUUUAACCCAGCAUUUUUUUUUAGAGCGUAAGAGUUGUUAAAAACAAGUAUACUGGCAGUCCAAUGAAAAUGCAUCAGGAAUUGAAAUCCUGCUAUAAUAGCUGAAUAUCUCCUGAAGGGUUUUUAAGAGGUUCUGACAUAGCAUGAUGUAUCAGUGGUUGUGUUGUGUCUGCGUGUUCCCCCCAUGCAGAGCGUCUCGAGCAGCAGGUGCUGAAGGCAGCCACCACCGGGCCCUCCUCCAUCCGCCUCACCUGGAACCUAAUCCAGUCUGCCAGGGGAUACCGCCUGGAGUGGAGUCAGGGGGAUGGUCAGACACACACACACACUCAUCCUCACAUACAUGCGUACGCACACACACAUACAAAAGAUGAAUGUACUUUUAAACCCCUCAGCAUUGAAGUACAUACAGUAUACCAAUCCACUCACACAAACAUUGAUGUACCUUCACUGACUGACUGUCAACAUCUAACUGACUUACUGUACUCCUCAGGUGGCAGAGUGCAAAGUCAGUCGUUCUCCAGGAGCACCACUAGUUUUGAUCUGACAGGGCUGCAGCCCAGCACUGAGUAUGUCAUCACUCUGUUCACCCUGUAUGAUGGACGAGAGGAGGCCACCCCCGUCUCCACCUCUCCUACAGGUCAGAGAUAGGGGCAGGCACCCCCCUUUUAUGUUUUAGCUAGUGUCUUUUUUGUUGUUGUAAAGACAAUCAAUUAUUUGUAUCUUUUACUUUAUUCACUACUAUUUUACUGGACCCCCCCCCGUACAGUGGAACAGCAGGUGGGGAGGGUGUCCAACCUGCGAGUGGUAGAGUCCCUGGGCAGCACUGUGCGACUGGGAUGGACAGGGGUUGCCGGGGCAACACAGUACCGUAUCCUCAUGGUCAAUACCGAAGGUAAGGGCAUGUCUCAAAUGACACCCUAUUCCCUCCCUAUAUAGUGCACUAUUUUAGAUCAGAGGUCACAUAGGUGUUAACACUCUGUACUUAUAGCGCAAACAGAGGAAACCCGCAGUAUCCCUGGAAGCCAGACGACCCUUGACCUUAGGGAUCUGACGGAGGGCGUGUCUUAUGGGGUCAGCGUGACAGCUGUGGUGGGAGACAGCGAGGGGGACCCGGUCACUGUUUACAUCAAAGCAGGUGACACACACAUUGUAUGCUACUGCUUGCUCCAGCCUGUCUGAGAGAGGAUGUGGAUAGAUUGAAUGGGUGCAGAUCUUGGCUCAGGGCUGCAGUGUGUUUGCCAGUUUGGUAAACAGUGGUCUGCUGUGUGAUGAAUGGCUGCCAGCUGAAUAUCCAUGUGAAUGGGUGGUGAAUAGAGAUACUGAGGAGAGGUGAGCUGAGGCAAGCCCAGGCAGAGAUGACAGAAGAGGGCCUGUGGGCUAGUGUGGAGGUACAGGACAGUACACCUGGGCCGUGUUUAGUAGGCAUGAAACGGCAAAAUGUUUUAAAAUGGGAAAUAAAUGUUUGAUAUUGAUAAUUAGAAAUGUUUGGUUGUCUACUGAACUGCAAUGUUCUUAUUGAUGUAUGAUUUCAGAACAAGCAUUGGGGAAAGUGACCAACCUACGUGUGACAAAUAUCAAUGGUCGGCGACUCCGAAUCGCCUGGACAGGGGUUUUGGGGGCAACAGGGUACAGGGUCACUUGGAGACAAGGCAACAGUAAGUGUCAACUGAAUUAUGAUUGGAAUGAUAUUGUGAUAAAAUAGUCCUCAGAAAUACAAUUAUUUUACAUGUUAUGAUAAACAUAAUUAUAGCAGCAGUCCCUAUUUUUGUAUGUAUGUGUUACUGUCUCUCUCAUCCUCUCAUUUAGAUGCAGAGCAGUCCCAGUGUGUGAGUCUAUAACAGUGUGUAUCUCUCCUAGAUGCAGAGCAGUCCCAGUGUGUGUGUCUAUAACAGUGUGUAUCUCUCCUAGAUGCAGAGCAGUCCCAGUGUGUGAGUCUAUAACAGUGUGUAUCUCUCCUAGAUGCAGAGCAGUCCCAGUGUGUGUGUCUAUAACAGUGUGUAUCUCUCCUAGAUGCAGAGCAGUCCCAGUGUGUGUGUCUAUAACAGUGUGUAUCUCUCCUAGAUGCAGAGCAGUCCCAGUGUGUGUGUCUAUAACAGUGUGUAUCUCUCCUAGAUGCAGAGCAGUCCCAGUGUGUGUGUCUAUAACAGUGUGUAUCUCUCCUAGAUGCUGAGCAGUCCCAGUGUGUGUGUCUAUAACAGUGUGUAUCUCUCCUAGAUGCAGAGCAGUCCCGUGUUCUGGGACCAGAGGCCUCGUCCUACACGGUGGAGGGGCUGCAGCCAGACGAGGCUGUGGUCCUGGGCGUGGGGGCUGUGAUUGGUCAACGCAUCGGGGAAGUGGUCACCCUCUCGGCCAGGACCAAUGGGAACAACGGCUCAAGCUCAAGCACGGUUAGCGGCCUGCGCAUCGUUGAUGUCACCUCUCAGACGAUACGCAUCACAUGGUCACCCGUCUCCAGGGCAACUGGCUACAAGAUUACCUGGCGCAGUAGAGAAGGUAGGCGUGGUUCCAAUAAAUUAUAUGGAUGUCAUCUGACGUAUAAACUACAUUCCUAUGGAUCCGUACCUUAGGUCUCAAAGCACAUUAAGGCUCAAAGAACACAUUUUAUAGGGAUUGUCUAGUGGUUGCUGUAGUCUAGUAGUACAGUAGUAGCAAUCCCCAGUAGCAUUCUCCUCUCUACCUGAACCUAUCUCACUACAGGAGUGGAGUCCUCCCGCACAGUAGCCGCUGAUGUCACUUCCGUCACCAUCAACAGCCUUCAGGAAGACUCCUCCUACCGGGUGUCAGUCUCCUCACUGAUUGGCUCUCGAGAAGGACGCCCCGCCUCCCUGAACACCAGAACAGGUAUGCAAUCAAUCAAUUUCCAAAUUGACCCCUAACCUCUACCCUUUUUCUUCUUGAUAGCCCCUAGAACAUUUAAAUGAGUUGGUUAGCUGGCAACAAUAUGGUAACAGCUUCACCUUGCCCUCACUCCUUGCACUCACGUUAAUUUAAGGAAUGAUUGAAUGAAAUGAGUGCUAUCCUAUCAUAUAAACAGUGCUUGUAAAUUGGUGACUGAAAUCUUCCAUCUCUCUGUCCACAGCGCCAGACCAGGGUGUGGUGGGAACAGUGACCUCACUCCAAGUCCGGGAGUCCCCUGGUGAGGUCGUCAGGGUAACAUGGGUGGGCGUGCAGGGAGCAACAGCCUAUCGUGUAUCUUGGAAGCGAAUUGAUGGUGAGAGUUUUCCUGCUCUAAAAAGUUUUGAAAUCUGAAUGAUAUUCCCCUGAUAGUUCAUGAUUCAACAGUGUAGUAUCCAUAGCUCAUUUUUAAUAUAUGAACCUUUAUUUACACCAUUCACACUUAAAGGUCCAAUGCAGACGUUUUUAUCUCAAUAUCAAAUAAUUUCUGGCUAACAAUUAAGUACCUUACUGUGAUUGUUUUCAAUUAAAAUUGUUAAAAAUAAACCAAAAUUGCUUCUUAGCAAUGGGAAAAUUCUCAAGCAAGAAUUUUGCUAGGACUGCCUUGGAGUGGUCUGUGAGGGAGGGGAAAACUGAAAAUUAGCUGUUAUUGGCAGAGAGGUUUGGAACUCUCUUUCUUAUUGGUCUGUUACAGGGAUGGGUAACUUUGAUGGGGGUGGGGGCCACAGGCCUACGAAAUUGGUCCGCGGGCCGUCAGUUGCCCAUCCCUGGUCUAUUAACUAAUUUACCGCAUGGUGAUGUCACCAUGGAAGGCCAAAACUCCAUCCCACCAAAACAGGUUGAAAUUUCAGGCGGUCUUUUCAAAUAGCUCUUACACUAAAAGGGCAUUACCAUAGUUUUCACAAUUUCACAGUAUUAUUCCAACCUCAUAGUGUGGAAAAUAUAUCAAACACAGGAAAAUCACGUUUUUGACUGCACUGGGGCUUUAACAUAUAUUAAUGAAACAUGGCAGCCAUUUUGUGCCAGACCACUCACCACUGCCCCUUCUGUAUUGGUGUAGGUGGAGAGGAGAGGAGCCAGCUGGUGGGUGGUGACCUGACAGCGGUGGACCUGGAGCAGCUGGACCCGGGAGCUCAGUACGAGGUGCAGGUCAUGGCCCUGGUCCAGAACAGACAGGGAACCCCGGUCUCUGUCAGAGUCACCACACGUGAGUGACAACUACAUCCUUAAAGAAUAGAGACUGUGCGGUAACAUGUUCCUCUGUUUGAUUAGAAUGGAUAUGAAAACAUUGGAAGGUGUAACUUUUCUGUAGUACUAUGUCAAUUCAGAAAGUAAACUAAUUGGAAUUUCAGUGUACUUGAAAUGGAUUUGACCCCAACCCUGCUAUCUAGUAUUAUGUCCCAUAGUACUGUAUCUUUCCUGUAGUAUUAUACUGUAUGUAGUGUUUUGAUGGGUUACUGCUUUGUACUGUAUUUCAUCUUCCAGUAUUCUCAUUGUGUGUGUGUGUGUGUGUGUGUAGCAGGGGAACCUGCUGCUGUAGACCGUGUGGAAGGGGUCAGAGUGCUGGCGGCUACCCCAGGGGUGCUGCGACUGGUCUGGAGAGGGAUGGCCGGGGUGACAGGGUACCGCAUCUACUGGAGAUCAGCCCUGGGUAAACACACACAGAUACGUACACAGAUACACACACAGAUACAUACAUAGAUAAACACACAGAUACAUACACAGAUACACACACAUAUACAUACAUAGAUACACACACAGAUACAUACAUAGAUACACACAGAGAUACAUACACAGAUACACACACAGAUAAAUACACAGAUACACACAGAUAAAUACACAGAUACACACACACAGAGAUAAAUACACAGAAACACACACAGAUUUUUUAUUUAUUUAUUUUAUUUCACCUUUAUUUAACCAGGUAAACCAGUUGAGAACAAGUUCUCAUUUACAACUGCGACCUGGCCAAGAUAAAGCAAAGCAGAGCGAUAAAAACAACAACACAGAGUUACAUAUGGGGUAAAACAAAACAAAGUCAAAAAUACAACAGAAAUAAAUAUAUAUACAGUGUGUGCAAAUGUAGCAAGUUAUGGAGGUAAGGCAAUAAAUAGGCUAUAGUGCAAAAUAAUUACAAAUUAGUAUUAACACUGGAAUGAUAGAUGUGCAAGAGAUGAUGUGCAAAUAGAGAUACUGGGGUACAAAUGAGCAAAAUAAAUAACAAUAUAGGGAUGAGGUAGUUGGGCGGGCUAAUUUCAGAUGGGCUGUGUACAGGUGCAGUGAUCGGUAAGGUGCUCUGACAACUGAUAAAUACACAGAUACAUACACAGAUACAUACACAGAUACACACACACAGAUACAUACACAGAUACAUACACAUAACUAAAAUGCGCAUCCGAACAUAUUUUUGUGCACAUUUGUUUUGUUGCAUGUAAUAUUUUUUACUGUUUCAUUAUAUUCUCUACUGGUUCCAUGCAGGUGAGUCUGAAUCGAGCCGUCUGAUAGGUAGAGAUGCAACCUCGUUUGACCUGGAUGGUCUGCGGCCUGGGGUGAGCUACACUGUGAGGCUGGCUGCCAUCUUCAGGGACAGAGAGAGUCAAGCUGUCACUAUCACUGCCUCCACAGGUACACUUCUCUGUCAACACCAUCUCCUCUCCUUUCAUUCACUAUAGUUAGGGACAGGAGUUUCCUGACCAUGUGACCUGACCAAGAAAAACUAUUGGCCCUAGUAACAGGCUAUAACCAGUCACUCACUGUAGUCACUCACAUACAGUAUCUAUCUCCUUUACUGAUCCCUUUCUUCUCUCCUCUCCUCCCCUCAGCUCCCUUACAGCCUGUAAGGGGUCUGCGUGCUAUGGAGGUUACCCAGAAUUCUGUGUUGUUGGGCUGGGUUCCAUUGACUGGUGCCACCGGAUACGUCCUGCGCUGGAGAGAGGAGAGGGGUAACACUGGGGUCAAAUUUAGUCGUUUAUUGACUAUGUUGCACAUUGAAAGGUUGAUCUGUAAUCUUUGUCUGUCUGUGUGUGUGUGUGUGUGUGUGUGUGUGUGUGUGUGUGUGUGUGUGUGUGCGUGUGCGUGUGGGUUUGUGUGUUCGUGCUUGCUUGCUUGCAUCCAUAUGUGUGUGUGUGUGUGUGUGUGUGUGUGUGUGUCUGUGUGCGUGUUCUCUAAACAGACACUGGUCUGGGUCAGUCCAUCCCUCUGCCUGGGACAUCCAGCUCCUACAGGGUGACAGGGCUGCGUCUGGGCCUGAGGUACCGCUUCACCCUGCAGCCUAGCUUCCAGAGGGAGGUUGGCCCUGAGACCUCACUGGACGAACGGACUGGUAAAACUGACAGUUCACAUACCGGUCCCUGAAUCCCUUAAACUACUCGUUUCUAAACAUUUCUGCACUGUGACAUUUCUUCCCCAAACGUUUCUUUGCCAGUCUAAGAGGAACCAGCCCAACUCAAUAUUCUGCGACCUCUCUUUCUUUCUCUCUCUCUCUCUCUCUCUCUCUCUCUCUCUCUCUCUCUCUCUCUCUCUCUCUCUCUCUCUCUCUCUCUCUCUCUCUCUCUCUCUCUCUCUCUCUCUCUCUCUCUCUAUGUCCUCAGUGUGUGUAGGUGGUCGUCUGGACGUGGUGUUCCUGGUUCCAGCCUCCAGGGAUCGGACCAGCCUGGUUGAGCCCCUACUCUCCCUACUGACCAGCGCUGCCGGCUCCCUCACCACCAUCGGAGCCCAGGACUCACAGGUACUGGAGUGGUCUAGGAUCAGUUUAGCCUUUUAGAUCAUAAUGAAUAAGACGCGGGGGGGGGGGGUUGGGACCUGAUCCUAGAUGAGUGCUCCUACUCUGAGACGCUUUGUGAAAGGCCCAGGCAUCUGUGUGUUGGCUUCUGGUGUACUUUUGUGAUGUGAUUCUGUGGUGUGGUGUUAUACUCUGUACUUCCUGUCCCCUCCAGAUGGGGAUUGUAGUGUACAGCGCCCGGCCCAAGGUCUGGUUCCUGCUCAAUCGCCAUAGCAACAGUGAGACGCUGCUUCAGGAGAUCCUGUCCACGCCUUUUGAAGACGGCCCAGGGAAUGCUCUAGGUGUGUGUGUGUUUUAUACGUACCUGUGUGUGUGUGUCAGGGUUUCCAUUAGGAAAAUGUUCCACCGGACAAGUGACCCGGAAAUAUUUAAUUUAUCGGACAUUUGAUACAUUUACCGGUCAUCCAUAUGCAUUGGGUGCAUAACCCAUUAGGCCAUCCACCCAUAUUGGCUAAAUGAUCCACAUUUACAUGUCCUUAAAAACAACCUAUAGGCCUCACUAAUUACAAAAACACUAUUCCUUGUGUUCUGAUGUGUAGCAUAUACACAGCUUUAUAGCCUAUUGUUUUUUUGUCUAAAAACAAUAAAUCAAAUCAAAUUGUAUUGGUCGCACACACAUAUUUAACAGAUUGCGAGUGUAGCGAAAUGCUUGUAAAGAAUACAGUUGAAGUCUGAAGUUUACAUACACCUUAGCCAAAUACAUUUAAACUCAGUUUUUCACAAUUCCUGACAUUUAAUCCUAGUAAAAAUUCCCUGUCUUAGGUCAUUUAGGAUCACCACUUCAUUUUAAGAAUGUGAAAUGUCAGAAUAAUAGUAGAGAGAAUGAUUUAUUUCAGCUUUUAUUUGUUUCAUCACAUUCCCAGUGGGUCAGAAAUGUACAUACACUUAAUUAGUAUUUGGUAGCAUUGCCUUUAAAUUGUUUAACUUGGGUCAAACGUUUCGGGUAGCCUUCCACAAGCUUCCCACAAUAAGUUGGGUGAAUUUUGGCCCAUUCCUCCUGACAGAGCUGGUGUAACUGAGUCAGGUUUGUAGGCCUCCUUGCUCGCACACGCUUUUUCAGUUCUGCCCACACAUUUUCUAUAGGAUUGAGGUCAGGGCUUUGUGAUGGCCACUCCAAUACCAUGACUUUGUUGUCCUUAAGCCAUUUUGCAACAACUUUGGAAGUACAGUGAGGGAAAAAAAUAUUUGAUCCCCUGCUGAUUUUGUAUGUUUGCCCACUGACAAAGAAAUGAUCAGUCUAUAAUUUUAAUGGUAGGUUUAUUUGAACAGUGAGAGACAGAAUAACAACAACAAAAUCCAGAAAAACGCAUGUCAAAAAUGUUAUAAAUUGAUUUGCAUUUUAAUGAAGGAAAUAAGUAUUUGACCCCCUCUCAAUCAGAAAGAUUUCUGGCUCCCAGGUGUCUUUUAUACAGGUAACGAGCUGAGAUUAGGAGAACACUCUUAAAGGGAGUGCUCCUAAUCUCAGUAUGUUACCUGUAUAAAAUACACCUGUCCAAAGAAGCUAUCAAUCAAUCAAAUUCCAAACUCUCCACCAUGGCCAAGACCAAAGAGCUCUCCAAGGAUGUCAGGGACAAGAUUGUAGACGUACACAAGGUUGGAAUGGGCUACAAAACCAUCGCCAAGCAGCUUGGUGAAAAAGUGACAACAGUUGGUGCGAUUAUUCACAAGUGGAAGAAACACAAAAUAACUGUCAAUCUCCCUUGGCCUGUGGCUCCAUGCAAGAUCUCACCUCGUGGAGUUGCAAUGAUCAUGAGAAUGGUGAGGAAUCAGCCCAGAACUACACGGGAGAAUCUUGUCAAUGACCUCAAGGCAGCUGUGACCAUAGUCACCAAGAAAACAAUUGGUAACACACUACGCCGUGAAGGACUGAAAUCCUGCAGCGCCCGCAAGGUCCCUCUGCUCAAGAAAGCACAUAUAAAUGCCCUUCUGAAGUUUGCCAAUGAACAUCUGAAUGAUUCAGAGGAGAACUGGGUGAAAGUGUUGUAGUCAGAUGAGACCAAAAUCGAGCUCUUUGGCAUCAACUCAACUCGCCGUGUUUGGAGGAAGAGGAAUGCUGCCUAUGACCCCAAGAACACCAUCCCCACCGUCAAACACGGAGGUGGAAACAUUAUGCUUUGGGGGUGUUUUUCUGCUAAGGGGACAGGACAACUUCACCGCAUCAAAGGGACGAUGGACUGGGCCAUGUACCGUCAAAUCUUGGGUGAGAACAUCCUUCCCUCAGCCAGGGCAUUGAAAUUGGGUCGUGGAAGGGUAUUCCAGCAUGACAAUGACCCAAAACACACAGCCAAGGCAACAAAGGAGUGGCUCAAGAAGAAGCACAUUAAGGUCCUGGAGUGGCCUAGCCAGUCUCCAGACCUUAAUCCCAUAGAAAAUAUCUGGAGGGAGCUGAAGGUUCGAGUUGCCAAACGUCAGGCUCGAAACCUUAAUGACUUGGAGAAGAUCUGCAAAGAGGAGUGGGACAAAAUCCCUCCUGAGAUGUCUGAACUCUUUGAUUGUCAACAAGGGUUUUGCCACCAAGUACUAAGUAAUGUUUUGCAGAGGGGUCAAAUACUUAUUUCCCUCAUUAAAAUGCAAAUCAAUUUAUAACAUUUUUGACAUGCGUUUUUUUUUUUUUUUUUUGUUGUUAUUCUGUCUCUCAUUGUUCAAAUAAACCUACCAUUAAAAUGAUCAAAUCAAAUCAAAUCACAUUUUAUUGGUCACAUGCGCCGAAUACAACAGGUGCAGACAUUACAGUGAAAUGCUUACUUACAGCCCUUAACCAACAGUGCAUUUAUUUUUAACAAAAAAAGUACAAAUAAACCAACAACAAAAAAAAGUGUUGAGAAAAAAAAGAGCAGAAGUAAAAUAAAAUAACAGUAGGGAGGCUAUAUAUACAGGGGGGUACGGUUGCAGAGUCAAUUUGCGGGGGCACCGGCUAGUUGAGGUAGUUGAGGUAAUAUGUACAUGUGGGUAGAGUUAAAGUGACUAUGCAUAAAUAAUUAACAGAGUAGCAGCAGCGUAAAAAGGAUGGGGUGGGGGGGCAGUGCAAAUAGUCCGGGCAGCCAUGAUUAGCUGUUCAGGAGUCUUAUGGCUUGGGGGUAGAAGCUGUUGAGAAGUCUUUUGGACCUAGACUUGGCACUCCGGUACCGCUUGCCGUGCGGUAGCAGAGAGAACAGUCUAUGACUAGGGUGGCUGGAGUCUUUUACAAUUUUGAGGGCCUUCCUCUGACACCGCCUGGUAUAGAGGUCCUGGAUGGCAGGAAGCUUGGCCCCAGUGAUGUACUGGGCCGUACGCACUACCCUCUGUAGUGCCUUGCGGUCGGAGGCCAAGCAGUUGCCAUACCAGGAGGUGAUGCAACCAGUCAGGAUGCCCUCGAUGGUGCAGCUGUAUAAUUUUUUGAGGAUCUGAGGACCCAUGCCAAAUCUUUUCAGUCUCCUGAGGGGGAAUAGGCUUUGUCGUGCCCUCUUCACGACUGUCUUGGUGUGUUUGGACCAUGAUAGUUCGUUGGUGAUGUGGACACCAAGGAACUUGAAGCUCUCAACCUGUUCCACUACAGCCCCGUCGAUGAGAAUGGGGGCGUGCUCAGUCCUCUUUUUUUUCCUGUAGUCCACAAUCAUCUCCUUUGUCUUGGUCACGUUGAGGGAGAGGUUGUUGUCCUGGCACCACACGGCCAGGUCUCUGACCUCCUCCCUAUAGGCUGUCUCAUCGUUGUCGGUGAUCAGGCCUACCACUGUUGUGUCGUCGGCAAACUUAAUGAUGGUGUUGGAGUCGUGCCUGGCCAUGCAGUCAUGGGUGAACAGAGAGUAUAGGAGGGGACUGAGCAUGCACCCUUGAGGGGCCCCCGUGUUGAGGAUCAGUGUGGCAAAUGUGUUGUUACCUACCCUUACCACCUGGGGGCGGCCCGUCAGGAAGUCCAGGAUCCAGUUGCAGAGGGAGGUGUUUAGUCCCAGGAUCCUUAGCUUAGUGAUGAGCUUAGAGGGCACUAUGGUGUUGAAUGCUGAGCUGUAGUCAAUGAAUAGCAUUCUCACGUAGGUGUUCCUCUUGUCCAGGUGGGAAAGGGCAGUGUGGAGUGCAAUAGAGAUUGCAUCAUCUGUGGAUCUGUUGGGGCGGUAUGCAAAUUGGAGUGGGUCUAGGGUUUCUGGGAUAAUGCUGUUGAUGUGGGCAAACGUACAAAAGUGUGCAAACGUACAAAAUUAGCAGGGGAUCAAAUACUUUUUUCCCUCACUGUAUGCUUGGGGUCAUUGUCCAUUUGGAAGAUCCAUUUGCGACCAAGCUUUAACUUCCUGACUGAUGUAUUGAGAUGUUGCUUCAAUAUAUCCACAUCAUUUUCCUUCCUCAUGAUGCCAUCUAUUUUGUGAAGUGCACCAGUCCCUCCUGCAGCAAAGCACCCCCACAGCAUGAUGCUGCCACCCCCGUGCUUCACGUUUGGGAUGGUGUUCUUCAGCUUGCAAGCAUCCCCCUUUUUCCUCCAAACAUAACAAUGGUCAUUAUGGCCAAAUAGUUCUAUUUUUGUUUCAUCAGACCAGAGGACAGUUCUCCAAAAAGUAUGAUUUUUGUCCCCAUGUGCAGUUGCAAACCGUAGAGUGGCUUUUUUAUGGCAGUUUUGGAGCAGUGGCUUCUUCCUGCUGAGCGGCCUUUCAGGUUAUGUCGAUAUAGGACUCGUUUUACUGUGGAUAUAGAUACUUUUGUACCUGUUUCCUCCAGCAUCUUCACAAGGUCCUUUGCUGUUGUUCUGGGAUUGAUUUGCACUUUUCGCACCAAAGUACGUUCAUCUCUAGGAGACAGAACGCGUCUCCUUCCUGAGCGGUAUGACGGCUGCGUGGUCCCAUGGUGUUUAUACUUGCGUACUAUUGUUUGUACAGAUGAACGUGGUACCUUCAGGCGUUUGGAAAUUGCUCCCAAGGAUGAACCAGACUUGUGGAGUUCUACAAUGUUUUUUCUGAGGUCUUGGCUGAUUUCUUUUGAUUUUCCCAUGAUGUCAAGCAAAGAUGCACUGAGUUUGAAGGUAGGCCUUGAAAUACAUCCACAGGUACACCUCCAAUUGACUCAAAUGAUGUCAAUUAGCCUAUCAGAAGCUUCUAAAGCCAUGACAUCAUUUUCUGUAAUUUUCCAAGCUGUUGAAAGGCACAGUCAACUUAGUGUAUGUAAACUUCUGACCCACUGAUACAGUGAAUUAUAUGUGAAAUAAUCUGUCUGUAAACAAUUGUUUUGUGUCAUGCACAAAGUAGAUGUCCUAACCGACUUGCCAAAACUAUAGUUUGUUAACAAGACAUUUGUGGAGUGGUUGAAAAAUUAGUUUUAAUGACUCCAACCUAAGUGUAUGUAAACUUCCGACUUCAAUUGUAAUUGUUCACCUCAAGGUUCAGCUGUCCCAGAUUUGAGCACUAAAUGCUGCAGGGAAUUGUGUGCAUUGGCCUAUAGGGAAAGGGAAAAGGGGAUACCUAGUCAGUUGUACAACUGAAUGCAUUCAACUGAAAUGUGUCUUCCGCAUUUAACCCAACCCCUCUGAAUCAGGCUUAGGUGUCCACUGUAUUAUAUUCAUAUUAAAAAAUAUAUAUAUAUAUAUUAAGGAGGAGAAGCCUAGGCCUAGCCCCACAGAUAUGUCGGUGGCAUGCGAUACCAACAUUAAUUUCUUUAUACUUGUCAGAUAGGCUAUACUUUAGGUGUACAGAAGGAGGCCUUUUCGUUCAUUUUCUAUUCAAAUAUUUUUUUUAUAAAGAUAAGCAUUAUAUUGUUACAUUAUAGUAGUAACUCUGGUAGGCCUAAAACAUUCUUCUUAAUGUCGGAGUCAGUUGGAGCACCGGUGCGCACUGCCUUCAUAUCAUAGGCCUGCAGUAUAAUAGGCUAAUAACCACACCACAGCAAACCUUCACAAAAGUUUCUCAACUCUAUUAGGGUAAUAGCAAAAGUAAAUCAAGCCAUUGUUUAUAGGGAAAAUACGAGCAGGAUAUUAUAUUGCGGCAAACACAACAUUACAGUUGCAACUUAAUUCGGCGAAAGAAAAUGGCUCAACAGAAUCAAACAAAAUACUGGUUUAAACCUUCACAAAAGUUUUGAACAGGCUAUAUUGCAGCAAUUACCAAGAAAGGCUAAUGUCUACCAUACCCAACAAAUGAGUGCAAUGGGCUGAUUAUAUUUAUUUUACAACAGGCCUCCUUAUAAACUAUUUUACACUAAUUUUACACUAAAUAUGGAGCACACAAUUAAAAAGACAAAUUUAAUUUAAUUUAGCCAAUGAAAAUGUCUCAACAGAAUGAAACAAAACAUGUUUUGCAUAUUUAAAGAACUGGUUUAGAUUAAUAAAUAGGCCUACAAUAAUAACAAUAACAGACAAUAAUAAUAAUGAUAAAACAAAUUAUUGUAAAUAAAUACAUUAAAGUUCCAAAAUUGCAUCCUACUCGAAUAGUGAGUUGCACAGUAGCCUGCAUUUGACCGCACCAACAUUCUUCUCAUCUUUGUCCACUACAAUAUUAACAAUUGUCCAUACAGAGGACAUUCCCCUUGUAACAGAGCUCUAGACUAACAUGUUCCCCUGGUGGCACUGGUGCCACUAAUUCUUUCAGUUGGUGGCACCAGCCCAUCAUUUGGUCGGACCAAGUAAUUCACAGUGCUUUAUUAAAAAGUGUAAUAGACUACUGAGAUGUUAUUGAACAAAUUAGUUGGUCACAGUCUGGAGCCCUGCCUUGUAGGCUUUUCACUAUAGGCAUACGCUCAAACUUUUGUUUCACUUCAAUGAAAAGGCCUCCAUCUUCGCAAUCAACAGUAGCCUUGGCCAAGGCUCCUCUGUCUCUCUCUCUCUCUCUCUCUCUCUCUCUCUUUCUCUCUCUCGCUCUCUCUCUCUCUCUACUCAGCAGCAUGGCAGCCCCGGACAAUUUGGCCAGCUGCAAUUUUAUUUAUCAGCUUUUCAUUUAUUUUAUCGGCCCGAAGCCGCCAAUUACCGGCUAACGGAAACCGUGGAGUGCGUGUGUGUAAUGAUAUGUAACUGUGUCUCUCUCCCUGCAGGCCAGGCGGUGACGUUCACAAGACAGUUCCUUCUCAGCCCCACAGCUGGUCGUAGACCAAGAGUUCCUGGCGUGGUGGUGAUCAUUGCAGACAGAAAAUCGUCCGACAACGUCACUGUCCCAGCGAGUGCUGUCAAAGCCUCAGGUAGCCUCACACAGACUGUAUAGAAAGCACUAACACACAAGCAGAUAUACAGCACCUGCACAUCUCUACCUAAUGAAAUCUGCUACAAUAAUUUUUAUCCCCACAGUCCCUUGUCACUCACUAUGUUUUAAACUAAAAUGUUGUACAAUAAAUAAAUAAAUACAAUUCCCAAUAUUUCCAUGACCAUGUGUGUGUGUCUAUCAGGUGUGACAGUGCUGGCGGUGGGUAUAGGUCGAGCGGACUCUGAGGAACUGCGCCAGGCGGUGACAGAUGGCAGCACCCAGAACCUCCUAUAUGCUCGUGAUGCCACCCAGCUUGGCACCCUGCACGCCGACCUGGCUGACCUGCUGUGUGGCGUCGCCAGGAUACCAGAGGGAGGGGUGAGAUAAGAGGGGAAAAGGUGGUGGGGAGGUGAGGUGAGCGAGAGAGAGAGAGAGAGAGAAAAAGAGAGAGAGAGAUUAGAAGACGGACCAUCCUGUAUAUCCCAUGAUAUUGCUGUCAAUGCUGUCAAUGUACGCUCUCCCAGUCAGUCAGUGAAUCAUUGCCAGGGACUCAGUGACAACAAUAAUAAUAAUAAUAUAAUAAUAUGCCAUUUAGAAGACGCUUUUAUCCAAAGCGACUUACAGUCAUGUGCGCAUACAUUUUUACGUAUGGGUGGUCCCGCGGAUCGAACCCACUACCCUGGCGUUACAAGCGCCAUGCUCUACCAAUUGAGCUACAGAGGACGAAUAUGGUGGAGUGCUCUGGGUCUUAGUGUGUAUGUUGUUGUUUUCUAUAUCAGGGCCCAGUGGCAGAGCCGUGUACCAUACAGUGUCCUCGGGUGAGUUACUGUACUGUUCCUCAUCCAUCCACAGCCAUCAUUACACUAUCACCAUUCCUUUCAACUUGUGUGUGCUCUCCUUUUCAUCCCUCUUUCCCUCUUUGCCCUGCUCUCGCUCAUAUCUGUUCAUUUUACUCUCUCUAGGGUGAUCGGGGGGAGCGAGGAGAAAAGGUAACAAUUGAAUGGUUUUAAUACCAUGCUCUGUAAUGUGGUCUUGGAAGCUCUAUGGUCAGUAGUUGUAUCAGUUUUCCUGAAAAGUUACUGACCCUCUGCUACAGGGAGAGAGAGGAAGAGACGGUACUGACGGACGCAAAGGAGAGCCGGUGAGUCCUUCACCACUGAAUAUUGAUCUGUAACUGGUAGCUCAAACAUUAGCGUCUACUUAUCAUUCACUGAGAUAUUUAAUUGUGUGUGUGUGUUCCAGGGUCGUGAUGGUUUGCCUGGCAGGGAGGGCCCCAGGGGGCCUGAGGGGCGACAGGGUCUGCCUGGCGGGAGUGAGGCCCCCUCAGUUGGGGUCAGAGGGGAGAAGGGGGAGAGGGUGAGUACAUACACAUAAACACUUAUACUCAACACUAGUACUGUUGUACUGUUCUGCUGUAUUUACUGUUGUUCUCUCUUCAGGGUUUUCCUGGUCUGGAUGGGGGUCCAGGGUUGCCAGGGCGACCAGGGACCCCGGGCCCUGCAGGAGUACCGGUGAGUAGUCAGGGACCACAAUCACAGCCAGGGCCAGUCCCAAUGUGUUAAUAUAAAACCCAAUAACACAUGUUGUUAUCCUGAUGUUCUUAUAAGUUGUAAAUGGCCAAGUAAGCUUUGUGCAAGCCAGAACGGCUCAUAGGAGCAGGAGCCUAUCUCCUGUUUCUGUAGCGUGAGGCAGCACACCCCCUGGACAGGACGCUAGUCUAUCGCAGUAACAACUCUCUUCCAAUCCAUCUCCUUAAUGCUGAGUGCCAAGCAGAGAGAGCAGCUGGUUCAAUUUUUUUGAGCUAUUGGAAUGACUCGACCAGGGAUUGAACCCCCAACCUUUUAAUCUCAGGGCGGACACUCUAACAACAAUGCCGCUGAGUUGGUCCAACUUGCUUUAGACGUGGUUUAACAACAGAUGUUUUGCUAUUUUGUCUUUUUCAGGGUUCACAGGGGCUACCGGGUAUCAGAGGAGAUCCUGUAAGUAUCCCUCAGCAAUGCCUAUGUGAUCUGUAUCUAGCACUUAUGUGUGUGUUUACAGUAUGUGUGUUGUUGUAUUAUCAAGUUAGAUUUUUUAUGUUUUCUCUGUGGCAGGGUGAUCCUGGGGUUAAAGGAGCACCAGGGACAAAGGGUGACAGGGGCGACAGGGUGAGUACAGUACACCUCUUUAUCCUCAGUACACUAUACGUUGUAUGUCAUCCCAUCUGCUGUUUGUAUGUUCGAUGUUCACUAAGCUGGUUCUUUGCUGGUGUUCCAGGGUGAGCCAGGGUCGGCUGUUUCAGGAGGAGGUCUGCCUGGGAGGAAAGGAGAACCAGGGAUCCCAGGAAUACCAGUGAGACAGACACACACACACAGCCAGAUAUUCUCUUCAGUUGAAUGAAUUCUUAGUGAUGAUGAAUUAUAUUUUCUCUGUUACCCAGGGUACCGCAGGGCGUCCAGGAACUGACGGGGCCAAGGGCUUUGUGGGACCUGCAGGGACCCCAGGACAAGACGGUCGCCCCGGGAUACCAGGCACCCCUGGCAUCUCCAUCAAGGUCAGUUACCCUGGUCUGGUCUGGCCCUCGAUACACUAACUAGUGAACAGACCACAUUGGGGAGAAAGACACUAAUUAAAGUAGCCUGUAACCUGUAUGUAUACUGUGAAUAUCAAGAGUGGACACAUGGGGUUGGAAGAGAGUUGUUACUCAUUUCGCAGGCACCUCAUCAGUUCAGGUUCAAUUCAAGUUGCUCCCAAAAACAUGCCCCCUUUUCAAAAGUGCUAGAUUGUUCGAACUUCGUGUGAUGGAAGUGCUGUGAGGGAUGUUCAUACAUCGUUUACUUCCUCUUUUAAAAUAUAUCCUAACCUUGAGAAUAACCCCCAACAGUCUGUCUGUGAUAUGAUAAUGUGGGAAACGAAAACAUGAUUAGAUUAGAUUAGAUUUCUAUGUUCUUUCCAUGUGUCAUCUAAAAAUGAUUGGUUCUGUUGAGAUGUAUAAGAGUGACCUUACGAACCUUUCUCUCUCUUUUAAUAUCUCUGUCAUCCUCCUCUGUAUAAUUUUCCACCUGAUCAUGCCCUUCCAUCGGUUUCCAUGACAACCAGUAUCUUCAGACUUAGAGAGGCCUUGAUGUUUCGUCAUAGUGCAGUAGACAGUCAGUGUGCAUGUGUGCGUGUGCGUGUGUGUGUGUGUGUGUGUGUGCGUGUCUGGGAGUCAAAUGUAUUCCUAUACUGGGAUGUAUGACAGUGUCUGCGGAACAACAAAGCUCAAUCACUAAUCAUUCCUUUCUUUCUCUCUCUCUCUCUCUCUCUCUCUCUCUCUCUCUCUCUCUCUCUCUCUCUCUCUCUCUCUCUCUCUCUCUCUCUCUCUCUCUCUCUCUCUCUCUCUCUCUCUCUCCUUUUAGGGAGACAAGGGCAGCACCGGCGAGAGGGUGAGUCAUCCAGUGCUGUCCGCAGCUUGUCUUGUAGAUUCAUUGCAGAUAUCUCUGUAAGAAUGAUAAGAGGAUAAUGAUUGUCACAUCUCUUUUAUCUCUCUCUGUCUGUGUGUCUGUCUGUCCUGCUGACAGGGACCUCCAGGAGUGGGCAGUGGCUCGGCUGUAAAGGGGGAGAAGGGAUCACCGGUAAGAUCUGUCAAUCACUGGACAUGUGUCAUUUGUGUGUCUUUGUGUAUGUGUGUCUGCAUUUGUAUCGUGCAGAUCUCUGGGGUGAUAAUUAUACUGUCUAGGGCUGCUACGCUGACCGUAUUACCGCCACACCGGCAGUCACCAGUCAUGACCACAGUCAAAUUCCACGUGACAUGACCGUUGAGUCACAGUAACUAGGCUUCUCCAAAACUGUGCUCUUAUGCUGCUGAUGGUCGUGAGAAGCCUACCAAACUUGCUAACGGCCAGUCGCUAAUGGCCUGGUACUCUGCCCUCUAUUGUCCCUCUAAUCACUAUGACAUCAAUGCAAAUGGUUCGAAAAUCAAAUCGAACAUUUCAUGGGAGCCCUGGCAUUCAGAGUUUGAGCGGAAUAGGAUCACCUGUUGCGCAGCGAGAGCCAGCUCCUCAUAGUUGGUUGAUGCAUGGAAUGAAAUAAUUGUUCCUGGAAGCCCAUGUUGCGCAAAAUGUCUAUAGACUAUGCUAUGCAAUUGCGAGAGAAAAUAGUUUUUCUAUUAAAAAAAGGAGGUUCCCAUCAGCUUUCUAUUGGCUAGGCCUACUAUAUUUAUUCCUCAAGUUUCCUAAUAUGAAGUACAGUGAGGGAAAAAAGUAUUUGAUCCCUGCUGAUUUUGUACGUUUGCCCACUGACAAAGACAUGAUCAGUCUAUAAUUUUAAUGGUAGGUUUAUUUGAACAGUGAGAGACAGAAUAACAACAACAAAAUCCAGAAAAACGCAUGUCAAAAAUGUUAUAAAUUGAUUUGCAUUUGAAUGAGGGAAAUAAGUAUUUGACCCCUCUGCAAAACAUGACUUAGUACUUGGUGGCAAAACCCUUGUUGGCAAUCACACUGGUCAGACGUUUCUUGUAGUUGGCCACCAGGUUUGCACACAUCUCAGGAGGGAUUUUGUCCCACUCCUCUUUGCAGAUCUUCUCCAAGUCAUUAAGGUUUCAAGGCUGAAGUUUGGCAACUCGAACCUUCAGCUCCCUCCACAGAUUUUCUAUGGGAUUAAGGUCUGGAGACUGGCUAGGCCACUCCAGGACCUUAAUGUGCUUCUUCUUGAGCCACUCCUUUGUUGCCUUGGCUGUGUGUUUUGGGUCAUUGUCAUGCUGGAAUACCCAUCCACGACCCAUUUUCAAUGCCCUGGCUGAGGGAAGGAGGUUCUCACCCAAGAUUUGACGGUAUAUGGCCCCGUCCAUCGUCCCUUGAUGUGGUGAAGUUGUCCUGUCCCCUUAGCAGAAAAACACAGCCAAAGCAUAAUGUUUCCACCUCCAUGUUUGACGGUGGGGAUGGUGUUCUUGGGGUCAUAGGCAGCAUUCUUCCUCCUCCAAACACGCUGAGUUGAGUUGAUGCCAAAGAGCUCGAUUUUGGUCUCAUCUGACCACAACACUUUCACCCAGUUCUCCUCUGAAUCAUUCAGAUGUUCAUUGGCAAACUUCAGACGGGCCUGUAUAUGUGCUUUCUUGAGCAGGGGGACCUUGCGGGCGCUGCAGGAUUUCAGUCCUUCACGGCGUAGUCUGUUACCAAUUGUUUUCUUGGUGACUAUGGUCCCAGCUGCCUUGAGAUCAUUGACAAGAUCCUCCCGUGUAGUUCUGGGCUGAUUCCUCACCGUUCUCAUGAUCAUUGCAACUCCACGAGGUGAGAUCUUGCAUGGAGCCCCAGGCCGAGGGAGAUUGACAGGUCUUUUGUGUUUCUUCCAUUUGCGAAUAAUCGCACCAACUGUUGUCACCUUCUCACCAAGCAGCUUGGCGAUGGUCUUGUAGCCCAUUCCAGCCUUGUGUAGGUCUACAAUCUUGUCCCUGACAUCCUUGGAGAGCUCUUUGGACUUGGCCAUGGUGGAGUUUGGAAUCUGAUUGAUUGAUUGCUUCUGUGGACAGGUGUCUUUUAUACAGGUAACAAACUGAGAUUAGGAGCAUUCCCUUUAAGAGUGUGCUCCUAAUCUCAGCUCGUUACCUGUUUAAAAGACACUUGGGAGCCAGAAAUCUUUCUGAUUGAGAGGGGGUCAAAUACUUAUUUCCCUCAUUAAAAUGCAAAUCAAUUUAUAACAUUUUUGACAUGCUUUUUUCUGAAUUUUGUUGUUGUUAUUCUGUCUCUCACUGUUCAAAUAAACCUACCAUUAAAAUUAUAGACUGAUCAUUUCUUUUUCAGUGGGCAAACGUACAAAAUCAGCAGGGGAUCAAAUAAUGUUUUCCCUCACUGUACAUUGCUUUGCUUUACAACCGGAGUAGCCUACCUGGCUGGCAUGAAAAUGAACCGCGGGAAAAGUGUCCUCUAUUUGCUAUUCAAGUGCAUACGGAUGACGUCUUUUUUUCCCCUGCCCCUGUUUCGACAGGUGCAUGAUAAUGGCCCAUUCUAAAUCAAAACUAAUUUCACAUAUAUAUUAUUUAGUAUAUGUAAAGACUAGAUUAAAUUAAGAAUAGUCUGAUGGGUGAGAAUAUGAUCACUUGUGAAUGAUGCCCAGCGUAUGCAUUCUAAGGCAAGAAACAGCAAUGCAUUUUUGUUUUACUUUUUCAAAUCAAUCAUGUCUCUCUAUUAUGGGUGGGAAUACUUGGGAACAGAUUUCUUAAAUUAAAAUUACUUGCAGCUGAUUUCCUGGUGUUUUUACAGUCUUUUAUGUGCAACAAUAAAAAAUAAAGAAAUCAUAUUUUAUCGUUUUGCACAUAAAACUUGAGGGGCCAAAUAAAACCACCCACAGGCCAAAUUCGGCCCACGGGCCGCCAGUUGGGGAACCCUGCUAUAGGCCUAGGACCCCUUGAAAAGGGUUGGAGAGCCCAUAGCCUACAGAGCCUAGUGAAACAUGUGUUCUUAUAAGCCCAGUCAUCACGUGUGGCCACUAUUUCAAAGAGGAUCCCAGCUUUCUCGUGCUGCUAUAUUUAUUGCUUAAUUCUUAAAAUUGAGCACAUUAAUCCGCUUUACAAAUGGUGUAGCCCACCUAGCAUAUUAAAAAUGUAAGUGCUCGAAGCACUUCCUCCAUUCGCUAUUCGAGUGCAGGCUUUUUUUUUGUGGGCCAUUCUAAAUAAAAAAGUAUUCCAACUGUACACUGAGUGUACUAAACAUUAUGAACACCUGCUCUUUCCAUGACAUAGACUGACCAGGUGAAUCCAGGUGAAAGCUAUGAUCCCUUAUUGAUGUCACUUGUUAAAUCCACUUCAAUCAGUGUAGAUGAAGGGGAGGAGUCAGGUUAAAGAAGGAUUUUAAGCCUUGAGAAAAUUGAGACAUGGAUUGUGUAUGUGUGUCAUUUAGAGGGUAAUUGGGCACGACAAAAUAUUUAAGUGCCUUUGAACUGGGUAUGGUAGUAGGUGCCAGGUGCACCGGUUUGUGUCAAGAACUGCAAUGCUGCUGGGUUUUUCACGCUCAACAGUUUUCCGUGUGUAUCAAGAAUGGUCCACCACCCAAAAGACAUCCAGCCAACUUGACACAACUGUGGGAAGCGUUGGAGUCCACAUGGGCCAUCAUCCCUGUGGAAUGCUUUCGACACCUUGUAGAGUCCAUGCCCCGACGAAUUGAGGCUGUUCUAUUUCUAUUUUAUUCAUCUAUGUUCAAUUGUAUUCUUCUUACUAUAAAAUAAUAUAAAAUAAUGCUACGAGACUUAUAAGGAAAUCUUGUCUGCUAAAUUAACUAGUGUAGCCCACAGCCAUAUGGCAUAGCCAGAUCAGGGCCUAACAUACUGUAAGGACGACUCAGAAUAUGCUAAUCUGUUCUUCAUAUCAUAAUGUUUCUUUAGACCUGCAUAAACUAAAUAAUGGAUUUGUUUUGAUGGUGUAGGCUAUAUUAAAUAGAUUUAUUAGACUUUUUAAAAUUCCAAAGAUCCGCAUCAGUGGCUUGUAGGCUAUGCAUGGAGGCCUGGAGAUGCUAAACAUUUUGAUGUUAAUUAACAGUCAAUUACUGUGAGACCGGCAGUUAUCUGCAUUACCGGCUGACAUUUCAUGACCGCCACAGCCCUAUACAUGUUUUUUAGUCAUUUAGCAGACGCUCUUAUCCAGAGCGACUUACAGUUGGUGAACACAUUUUUUUUAAAUUCUUUUUUUAAUAUACUGGCCCCCCAUGGGAAUCGAACCCACAACCCUGGCGUUGCAAACGCCAUGCUCUAUCAACUGAGCUACAUCCCUGCCGGCCAUUCCCUCCCCUACCCUGGACGACGCUGGGCCAAUUGUGCGCCACCUCAUGGGUCUCCCGGUCGCGGCCGGCUGCGACAGAGCCUGGAUUCGAACCAGGAUCUCUAGUGGCACAGUUUGCACUGCGAUGCAGUGCCUUAGACCACUGCGCCACUCAGGAGAGUCUAUGUUUUGAUGUGUGUGUUAGGUGUGUGUGUGUGUGUGGGUUACCAUAAUUUAUGUAUUUUGUUGGUUUCAGGGGUCUGAUGGAAACCCAGGAGCUCAAGGUCCCAGAGGAUUUACAGGACAACAGGGAGCCAAAGGAGACAAGGUUGGUACUGUGUGUGUGUGUGUGUGUGUGUGUGUGUGUGUGUGUGUGUGUGUGUGUGUGUGUGAAAGAGAGAAAGUGUGUACUGAGUUUUUUUUUUUAUGUUUCAGGGAGAGAGUGCCGAGGGGUUGCCAGGACCAGCUGGGAAGGCAGGAGAGCCUGGUGAUCGGGUAGGACUCACAUACAUACAGUGGGGGGAAAAAAGUAUUUAGUCAGCCACCAAUUGUGUAAGUUCUCCCACUUAAAAAGAUGAGAGAGGCCUGUAAUUUUCAUCAUAGGUACACGUCAACUAUGACAGACAAAAUGAGAAAAAAAAUCCAGAAAAUCACAUUGUAGGAUUUUUUAUGAAUUUAUUUGCAAAUUAUGGUGGAAAAUAAGUAUUUGGUCACCUACAAACAAGCAAGAUUUCUGGCUCUCACAGACCUGUAACUUCUUCUUUAAGAGGCUCCUCUGUCCUCCACUCGUUACCUGUAUUAAUGGCACCUGUUUGCACUUGUUAUCAGUAUAAAAUACACCUGUCCACAACCUCAAACAGUCACACUCCAAACUCCACUAUGACCAAGACCAAAGAGCUGUCAAAGGACACCAGAAACAAAAUUGUAGACCUGCACCAGGCUGGGAAGACUGAAUCUGCAAUAGGUAAGCAGCUUGGUUUGAAGAAAUCAACUGUGGGAGCAAUUAUUAGGAAAUGGAAGACAUACAAGACCACUGAUAACCUCCCUCGAUCUGGGGCUCCACGCAAGAUCUCACCCCGUGGGGUCAAAAUGAUCACAAGAACGGUGAGCAAAAAUCCCAGAACCACACGGGGGGACCUAGUGAAUGACCUGCAGAGAGCUGGGACCAAAGUAACAAAGCCUACCAUCAGUAACACACUACGCCGCCAGGGACUCAAAUGCUGCAGUGCCAGACGUGUCCCCCUGCUUAAGCCAGUACAUGUCCAGGCCCGUCUGAAGUUUGCUAGAGUGCAUUUGGAUGAUCCAGAAGAGGAUUGGGAGAAUGUCAUAUGGUCAGAUGAAACCAAAAUAUAACUUUUUGGUAAAAACUCAACUCGUCGUGUUUGGAGGACAAAGAAUGCUCAGUUGCAUCCAAAGAACACCAUACCUACUGUGAAGCAUGGGGGUGGAAACAUCAUGCUUUGGGGCUGUUUUUCUGCAAAGGGACCAGGACGACUGAUCCGUGUAAAGGAAAGAAUGAAUGGGGCCAUGUAUCGUGAGAUUUUGAGUGAAAACCUCCUUCCAUCAGCAAGGGCAUUGAAGAUGAAACGUGGCUGGGUCUUUCAGCAUGACAAUGAUCCCAAACACACCGCCCGGGCAACGAAGGAGUGGCUUCGUAAGAAGCAUUUCAAGGUCCUGGAGUGGCCUAGCCAGUCUCCAGAUCUCAACCCCAUAGAAAAUCUUUGGAGGGAGUUGAAAGUCUGUGUUGCCCAGCGACAGCCCCAAAACAUCACUGCUCUAGAGGAGAUCUGCAUGGAGGAAUGGACGAAAAUACCAGCAACAGUUUGUGAAAACCUUGUGAAGACUUACAGAAAACGUUUGACCUGUGUCAUUGCCAACAAAGGGUAUAUAACAAAGUAUUGAGAAACUUUUGUUAUUGACCAAAUACUUAUUUCCCACCAUAAUUUGCAAAUAAAUUCAUUAAAAAUUAAAAAAAAAUCUCAUUUUGUCAGUCAUAGUUGACGUGUACCUAUGAUGAAAAUUACAGGCCUCUCUCAUCUUUUUAAGUGGGAGAACUUGCACAAUUGGUGGCUGACUAAAUACUUUUUUCCCCCACUGUACAUAUCUGUUACUGUGAAAUGAAGGACAUACUCAAGUCAUGUACAGUAUAUUCCAACAGUCCUGUAUUUGUGUGAUUUAGGGUCCCCGUGGGCCUGCUGGAGGCCUUGGAGUCAAGGUAAGACAAUACAAAACAUUAGAUAAAAUCUCCAUAUUUGGAACUAGAAUGAAUGAUACAAUUGAUAUUUGGGUGGAUGCAUGGAUGGAUGGAUGGAUGACCCUGCUCUCUCUGUCUUCUCAGGGGGACCGUGGCCAGCCAGGUGAGCCUGGAUCACAAGGUGACAGGGUGAGUGAGGAUAGAGCCCCUUUAACCCAGUUUGACUCCUGCUGUUAAAUUGGUGUGUAUGCUGUGGGUUGUAACUGACUGUGUUGUUUUUCCAGGGGGAGAGAGGACUUGCUGGCUUGGCAGGGGAGAGAGUGAGUACAGUACCAUGCAAUUGGUUAUGCCUCUUUUCACUGUGACCUUGUUCGUGACCAUGAAGCUAGAUAUUGUACAGCUACAGUGUAUGAAUAUCACAUUUGUUUUACAUGUUCAUGUGUUCACUAGUAUUCAUCCUCACUCACUCACUUAUCCUACUCCUACACUGAACCGAAUCCAUAAGUAUUAGCAUGAAGGUCACAGGUAUUGGAAAAGCCUGCUGAGCCGUGUCAUGCAGUGUGUUGUCCUGACCACAAUGUGGCGCUGUGUGUUUCAGGGGGAAGACAGGACAGCCAGGCUCUACAGGGGCUCCAGGCCUGAGGGUGAGUAACUAUCAGUGGUGGAAAAAGUACUCAAUGGUCAUACUUGAGUAAAAGUAAAGAUACCUUAAUAGAAAAUGACUCAAGUAAAAAUACUCCUUGAGUAAAAGUCUAAAAGUAUUUGGUUUUAAAUAUACUUAAGUAUUAAAAGUAAAUGGAAUUGCUAAAAUGUACUUAAGUAUCAAAAGUAAAAGUAAAAGCAUAAACCAUUUCAAAUUCCUUAUUUUAAGCAAACCAGAAUUUUUUUUUUUUAAUGUACGGAUAGCCAGGGGCACACUCCAACACUCAGACAUAAUUUACAAAUGAAGCAUUUGUGUUUAGUGAGUCCACCAGAUCAGAGGCAGUAGGGAUGACCAGGGAUGUUAUCUUGAUAAGUGUGUGAAUUGGACCAUUUUCCUGCCAAAAUGUAACGAGUACUUUUGGGUGUCAGGGAAAAUAUAUGGAGUAAAAAGUACAUUAUUUUCUUUAGGAAUGUAGUGAAGUAAAAGUAAAAGUUGGCAAAAAUAUAAAUAGUGAAGUAAAGUACAGAUACCCCCAAAAAAUAGUUAAGUAGUACUUUAAAGUAUUUUUACUUAAGUACUUUACACCACUGGUAACUAUGUCUUACUGUACCUCUAUUGGUCUCUCUCUCUUCGUGACAUAUUUGGGUCAUCUUCACACCAUGACCCACCACUAUUGAUUAAUGUCAUUUAGGUAUAGGAUUUGAUUAUACAUGCUACUGCUUUAGAGAAUUGUGAUAUUUUAUCACCAUGUGUGAGUGUGUGAGUCAUGUGUGUGUAUGUGAGUUAGUCUGUGUUGAUUUGCUUGCAGGGUUUGCCUGGCACCAGUGGACUACCAGGGGAGAAGGUGAGGCUAAUGCAGUCUGACUUACUCUUUGAUCAAUCGAAGUGAAUCUCCACAAAAUAAACAUGACUGUAAUCACAACAAUGACAUCAACUAAACAAAGGUGAACAUCAGAUAAAAACACCCUAACCUGUAUGUUUCCAGGGCAGUGAGGGCGCCAAGGGAGAACCUGGCCGGAGUGUGAGUCACCUCAUAGCCACAUGCUAUAUUUUGAUGCCUCAUGGUUAGAUAGACCGAUAUGAUUUAUUUUACAUGGAUUUUGAUGGAAGCAAUUUACUAUACAGUUAUUGAGAAGGAAGAGAUCAGGAUUGGUCAGUAUUGGUCAAUGUGAUGAUAUUUCCUCCUCUGUAUCAUUCUACACAUCCAGGGGCCAGGCUUAGGUGGGAAGAAAGGUGAACAGGCAAGUUGCCCACUUUUAUGUCCUCAUACUGCACAUCUCCAUAUCAAUGGUUGAUAUGUUGAUGUACUGUAGACAGUAACAACACUUUCUCCAUAGACUCAUGCUCUCUUCCCCCUCUCCUCUCCUCUCUCAGGGUGAGACAGGUCUGCCAGGUCCGGAGGGGCCCAGGGGUCAGAAAGGAGAGCCAGCCCAGAAAGGUGAAAAAGUGAGUUGGUACCCACAGGGUACAUGAUGGUGCACUGCAUGAAACUGGCACUGCAUGCCCUUGUGUGGUGUGUGUGGCAUGCGUGUGUGUGUGUAUAGGUGAUUUAAUGAUGCUCUCUAUGCAAGCGGGUAUAGAUGUUUUCUGCUGUUCUUCUCUCUUUAUGCUCUCACUGUUUCUCAUUCUCUAAUUUUCCCCUCUCCUCUUGCGUUCUUCCAGGGUCCCCCAGGUGCUGGCACUCCUGGCCAGGCUGGACCUAAAGGAGAGCAGGGGGAUCGGGUGAGUUCAGACCAAGCUGUGGUCAUGUAUCAAUCUUUAUCUAAGCUACAAACCAAAUGUCUUUGAUACAUGUGCAGAAAGCCUCAGAGGUACAGUAUAUAUUGUAAAGUAUAUAUAUAUUAUUCAUUGAGCUUCCCUGUGUAGCUGCUGACAGAUGCUCUGCCCGUAGGCCAUGUCCUACACACUCAGACUGACAUGUUAUUUUCCCUCUAGGGACUCCCUGGCUUAGCUGGAAGACUGGGGACCAAGGUGAGUCAUGUGCCUAGAGUGGCUUUUGUUCUUUUAUUUUAACUUCUAUUUAGUGUUUAUGUUGCAACAGUGUUGUUGUCUCAUAAAGUAACUUGUAAGUAAUUAUUAUCUUUCUUAUAGUAAAACUCUUGUGUCAUGUGAGUCCAGCUGAUCUCAAUGUGUACCUUUUGGUGUUGUAGGGAGACCCAGGUGACCCAGGAGAGAGAGGGGAGACAGGACGAGCCGGACCCGGAGGAAAGAAUGGCCUCCCAGGGAAAGAGGUCUGAGACACUACCACUCUGACCCUGGAGCUUUUCACCUCUGCAUGUUAUACUAUCACUCACCCACUGCAAUAACCCCUGUGACCUGUUUCAGUACUGGUCACUCACUGCACUAACAACCUGUUAUCACUCUAUUACUACUACUCUGUUAUAACUAUGCUACUAUUAUGUUAUAGCUAUUGUUUUUUCUCUUCACUACUGGGUCAUUACCGUGUUACUUCUACACGGUUAUUUCUGCAGUUCAGUCAACCUACAUUUAUUCAAUACUGUACCACCGAAGGGAAUGAAUGUCAUACUGCCAUUCCAGUGCAACUAAUUACUGUACUAAUACAGUGUGUCUAUUCUGACCUCUUUGUUGUGUAAGUGUUGUUAUGAAUACCUAACCAGUCCUUUCUAUCUCUCUCCCCUGCCCCUCAUACCCUGAUUCCACUAGAGGUACAUCACUAAUGACUUACUGCAACUACAGUGAGGGAAAAAAGUAUUUGAUCCCCUGCUGAUUUUGUACGUUUGCCCACUGACAAAGACAUGAUCAGUCUAUAAUUUUUAUGGUAGGUUUAUUUGAACAGUGAGAGACAGAAUAACAACAAAAAAAUCCAGAAAACGCAUGUAAAAACUGUUAUAAAUUGAUUUGCAUUUUAAUGAGGGAAAUAAGUAUUUGACCCCUCUCAAUCAGAAAGAUUUCUGGCUCCCAGGUGUCUUUUAUACAGGUAACGAGCUGAGAUUAGGAGAACACUCUUAAAGGGAGUGCUCCUAAUCUCAGUUUGUUACCUGUAUAAAAGACACCUGUCCACAGAAGCAAUCAAUCAAUCAGAUUCCAAACUCUCCACCAUGGCCAAGACCAAAGAGCUCUCCAAGGAUGUCAGGGACAAGAUUGUAGACCUACACAAGACUGGAAUGGGCUACAAGACCACCGCCAAGCAGCUUGGUGAGAAGGUGACAACAGUUGGUAUGAUUAUUCGCAAAUGGAAGAAACAAAAAAGAACUGUCAAUCUCCCUCGGCCUGGGGCUCCAUGCAAGAGCUCACCUCGUGGAGUUGCAAUGAUCAUGAGAACGGUGAGGAAUCAGCCCAGAACUACACGGGAGGAUCUUGUCAAUGGUCUCAAGGCAGCUGGGACCAUAGUCACCAAGAAAACAAUUGGUAAAACACUACGCCGUGAAAGACUGAAAUCAUGCAGCGCCCGCAAGGUCCCCCUGCUCAAGAAAGCACAUAUACAGGCCCGUCUGAAGUUUGCCAAUGAACAUCUGAAUGAUUCAGAGGAGAACUGGGUGAAAGUGUUGUGGUCAGAUGAGACCAAAAUCGAGCUCUUUGGCAUCAACUCAACUCAGCGUGUUUGGAAGAGGAGGAAUGCUGCCUAUGACCCCAAGAACACCAUCCCCACCGUCAAACAUGGAGGUGGAAACAUUAUGCUUUGGCUGUGUUUUUCUGCUAAGGGGACAGGACAACUUCACCGCAUCAAAGGGACAAUGAACAGGGCCAUGUACCGUCAAAUCUUGGGUGAGAACCUCCUUCCCUCAGCCAGGGCAUUGAAAAUGGGUUGUGGAUGGGUAUUCUAGCAUGACAAUGACCCAAAACACACGGCCAAGGCAACAAAGGAGUGGCUCAAGAAGAAGCACAUUAAGGUCCUGGAGUGGCCUAGCCAGUCUCCAGACCUUAAUCCCAUAGAAAAUCUGUGGAGGGAGCUGAAGGUUCGAGUUGCCAAACUUCAGCCUUGAAACCUUAAUGACUUGGAGAAGAUCUGCAAAGAGGAGUGGGACAAAAUCCCUCCUGAGAUGUGUGCAAACCUGGGGGCAAACUACAAGAAACGUCUGACCUCUGUGAUUGCCAACAAGGGUUUUUCCACCAAGUACUUAGUCAUGUUUUGCAGAGGGGUCAAAUACUUAUUUCCCUCAUUAAAAUGCAAAUCAAUUUAUAACAUUUUUGACAUGCGUUUUUCUGGAUUUUGUUGUUGUUAUUCUGUCUCUCACUGUUUAAAUAAACCAACCAUUAAAAUCAUGGACUGAUCAUGUCUUCAUCAGUGGGCAAACGUACAAAAUUAGCAGGGGAUCAAAUACUUUUUUCCUUCACUGUAUGCUUGGGGUCAUUGUCCAUUUGGAAGACCCAUUUGCGACCAAGCUUUAACUUCCUGACUGAGUGGGCAAACAUACAAAAUCAGCAGGGGAUACUUUUUUCCCUCACUGUACCUUUUGCACUAAUACUAAAACAAUACUACUUCUACCAACUAAGUCUACUUCAAGUCUACCGCAAUCUCUUUUCUGUAUAUAUCACUACUUUUACCAUUGCCCUAUGUGAUGUUGUGGGGUUCUUGUUUAAAAGUUUGACGUGUUUUGACUGUGUCACUGUGGUCAGUGUGGUCUUCUCCCCCUGUGAUGGAACUGAAUUAUGGAUGACUGUUUUACAGGGUGCCAAGGGAGACAAGGGCGACGAAGGCAGUCCCGUAAGUCACAAUCUCUUCAUCCAUCUCUCUACAUCUGUUUCUCUCUCGCUCUCCCUGUCUCUCGCUCUCUCUCUAUCUCUCGCUCUCUCUCGCUCUCGCGCACUCUUAUCUAAUUCCAUCUGUUCCAUUCAACGUUUUCCAUGUUUGAAUGACACUUCUCCUUCUCUGGCUCCCAUUCUCUGUAUUAGAUAAAGCAUGCAUUAACUGAAUUGGUGAAUGAGAGAUGUGUAUCGUCAUAUGAUUUAGUCACGCCUCAGACCCUCUUUUCAUCUGACAGGAGAGUGAUGGAGACUAGAGGCAAUAGUCUGUUUCUAUGUCUUCCUCUCCUCCUCCUCCUUCUCCCUCUUCCUCUCCUCCAUCGGUCUCUCUCAUCUUCUGUCUGUUCUCUCUCCUUCCACCAGGGGGAGUCUGGUCUACCAGGGAAGGCAGGGGAGAGAGGACUACGGGUGAGUAGUCAUGUCUGUGUCACAUACAACUAUGAAACGUUAAAAGAAUCCCUUUUAUGCCCUCUUUUUAGAAUGGUCUCGCUGUACUGUAUAUGGUGAUUGGUCACUAAUGAACCACAGGAAACCUUUCUUACAUGAUCUGAAGUGGAUGUUUUGAGGACAGAUGAAACCCUGAUGAAGACAGCUUAGCUGUCGAAACGUUGGUUAAACCAAUUUUUGCAUGGGUGUGCAGCUUUUCCUUUUAUUUUCUAAGAUGUUUUCAGGACUUCCAUGGUAACUAAGCACAUAAUCUGUGUGGUUUUGUCCCCCUUCCUUAGGGUCUGGCGGGUCAGCCUGGGCGAGCAGGGGAGAAGGGAGACCUAGGAGACUCUGGAGAGCACGGACGCAAUGUAAGACACAUGUUUAUGUGACAAAGUGACACCCCUCUGACAGUUUGAUCUGAUAUACUGUCUGUGUCUUCUGUGUAAUAGUUAUCGAGAGCGCAGAAGGCAUGUGAGAUGCAUGUUUGUGACACCCAUGAGUCUGUUAAUCAUUCACGUGACACACAUCUGACAAUCUUCAGCCUGAUUGAUCUGAUACUGUCUGUGUCAGUAUUUGUGUUGGUUACUGUGAGUAAUACAGUAGCAGUGAGUCAGUUGAUGUCUGUCUAUAGUGACACGUGUGUCUGUGUGAUCCUGUGUGUGUGUGGUGUGUGUCUUCCACAGGGAAGCCCAGGACCUAUUGGACCAAGAGGAGAGAAAGGAGUUGAGGUCAGAGGUUAAUCUGUUUGUUGUCUUAUCUCAUCUGACAUAAUAGUUCCAAUCUGCACCGAUUAACAACACUGUUUGUUGACACAAUAGGGAGCUCAAGGCCCCCCAGGACCUCCAGGAAACAUGGUGAGUCCUGAUAAGAUUCUAACUCUUUUAAAAAUAAUAAUAUAGUAAUUUAGCAGAGGUCAACACAUAUGGCCUCUGUGGGAAUCAUACCAAACAAAUGGUGUUACAAGUACCAUACUCCAACUGAAUGAACCAUCAGAAUCACAUACCGUAGCUAGGUGGUUAUCUAAAACCCACUCUACCCAUAUUUCUCUCUGUUUGUAUCUCUCUAACUUCUACAGCGCGAUACAGAUAAAAAGCUUAAAGGAGAAAGAGGAGAAAAGGUAUGUAUUGCUGUAUGAACACAUUUUUGUAUGUAUACAUUACAGCUCUCUCUCUCCCAGUUCACCUAACCUUCCAGUGUCUGACAUCACCUCCUGUGUCUAGGGGGAUGCUGGCGAUCCGGGAGAGCAUGGGGGCAAAGGUCAGAAGGGCGAGGCAGGGCCCUCAGGAGCCACUGGGCUCCGGGUGAGUAAGACCAUCCUUCCAAAUCUAGUAUCGUUGAGAAGCUUGAGUUUCCUGGCUACUAUAGUAUACUGACCUGUGAUGACUGUCUCUCUGUUUGUGUUCUGUGGUGUGUGUAAUUCUUACCCUGUGUCUUCUCUCUGUCUCACCUGCUCUGUUGUUUGUGUGUGUAGGGACUUGAGGGACAACGUGGACCUCCAGGGGCAAGAGUAAGUCACUGUCUGUCUGUCUGUCUGCCUGUUUCUGUCUAAUCACUCUAUCCCUCUCUCCCCCCUCUCCAUCUCACUCAUUGCUCUUUCUUUCUAUUUCUCCAGGGUGACACAGGAGAGAGAGGAGGCCCAGGAGAGAAGGUCUGAACAACACACACGACAGUGACUUCUCACAUUCUCACACAGGCUGAUUUUCAAUUGGACCAAUCCUGAUAGGAUAUGGUACUCCAAACUGGCUGGUGAUUGGCAGGUUGCGCUGUCCUUCAUUCCACUGGAUGCUGUUUCCCAGUCUGCAGAUUCCCAGUGGGAUGAAGCGCACUGGGGCCAGCUCACAGCAUCAUCACAGCCUACAGAAGCACUGAAUGAGAGACACAACGUACUGCUGUAUACACACAUACUGUACAUCCUAAAAAAUACCUUACCAUAGUCAUUUCCAAACAUUGAACUAACUCUGAGUAAUGAUGCUGGAGCACUGAAAGUCUGACAUAGUACAGUAGAGUAGAAUCCUUUGCAAAUUGUAUUCAGGUCCAAUACAAACACAGUGCUGCUCUUUUUCUGAUCAUACUGUAUGCAUCAAGUGUGUUCCUCUCUGUAGGGUGAGAGAGGUGCGUCUGGACUGGAUGGACGCAACGGUUUGGAUGGCAAACCAGGAGCACCAGGACCGGCCGGCCUGAGGGUCAGUACCUCUGUCUCUGUUAUUACUGCAGCUGUAACAUCUCAGGGUACUCUGAGCAUUACAUAAACAUUACUGUGUCUAGAUGUAUCUCAAUAAUUUUCCUUUGAUGUUACAGGGAGACCCAGGGAAACUAGGGGAUCCAGGAAGAGAUGUGAGUUCCAUUGAUCCCUAGGCCAGAAUCAACCCCUAGACUCGGGGUGCACAACCCCAGUCCCAGAGGGCUGCACUCCUGAUGAUUUGUGUGUUUCUCUAGCACUUUAAUUAGUCUGUUAAAGUCAAUGAGUGGAGCAAGGUGAAGCUGUUACCAUUUGUCAUAUCUGAUCCUUGGAGAGGUCCCAUUAAGAAGUGAGAAAGGACUUCAGGCUAGUGGAGGAUUCUCUAUCUGUCUGGAGAAUGGAGCUGGAAUGUAUAGUGGCCGCUUUACGGGUUUAUGACCAAUUCUGCUAUUUUGUAUUUUAAGAAAUUGUGCUGAUCUUAACUUUUUUUGUACGUAAUGUUUCCGCCAUCGCUUCCUAUGACCAAAAAGAGCUUCUGGACAUCAGAACAGCGAUCACUAACCUCGAUUUGGAUGAAGAUUUCUACUUCAACAAGUCGGUGGCACAGGACAUACUGCUCACCCCGGACCAGGCCCUAAUCCCCGACACUCAGAAGAGAAAGAGAUGUCGAUAUAGAGGCCGAUGUGUGGGCACCCUGAUGAAACUAAGGCAGCGAGUAAAUCAACCGCCUCGACCCUUCCCUCUGUUAAUAAUAAUAAAUAAUAUGCCAUUUAGCAGACGCUUUUAUCCAAAGCGACUUACAGUCAUGCGUGCAUACAUUUUUUGUGUGUAUGGGUGGUCCCGGGGAUCGAACCCACUACCUUGGCGUUACAAGCGCCGUGCUCUACCAGCUGAGCUACAGAGGACCACUGUUCUAUUGACGAAUGAACAAUCACUGGAGAACAAACAGGACGAGCUCGGUUUGAGACUAUCCUAUCAACAGGACCUGAAGAACUGUAGUAUCCUAUGUUUCUCGGAAACUUGACUGAACAAGGACAAGGCAACACUGAACCAUGCGUGAGAGAACCAGCUGUUCCGGAUGACUGUGUGAUCACGCUUUCCGUAGCCGAUGUGAGUAAGACCUUUAAACAGGUUAACAUUCACAAGGCCGCGGGGCCAGACGGAUUACCAGGACACAUACUCAGAGCAUGCGCUGACCAGCUGGCAAGUGUCUUCACUGAUAUUUUCAACCGCUCCCUGACCCAGUCUGUAAUACCUACAUGUUUCAAGCAGACCCCCAUAGUCCCUGUGCCAAAGAACACCAAGGAAACCUGUCUAAAUGACUAUCACCCUGUAUCACUCACAUCUGUGGCCAUGAAAUGCUUUGAAAGGCGUGUCAUGGCUCACAUCAACACCAUCAUCCCAGACACCCUGGACCCAUAGCUCCAACAGAUCCACAGAUGACACAAUCUCUAUUGCUCUCCACACUGCCAUUUCCCACUUGGACAAAAGGAACCCCUACGUGAGAAUGCUGUUCAUUGACUACAGCUCAGUGCCCUCCAAGCUCAUCAUAAAGUUGAGGACCCUGGGACUGAACACCUCCCUCUGCAACUGGAUCCUGGACUUCCUGACUGGACGCCCCCAGGUGGUGAGGGUAGGCAACAACAUAUCCACCACGCUGACCCUCAACACAGGGGCCCCUCAUGGGUGCGUGCUUAGUCUCCUCCUGUACUCCCUGUUCACCCACGACUGCGUGCCCUCGCACGACUCCAACACCAUCAUUAAGUUUGCUGACACAACGGUGGUUGGCCUGAUCACUGACGAUGAUGAGACAGCCUAUAAGGAGGAGGUCAGAGACCUGACAGUGUGGUGCCAGGACAACAACCUCUCCCUUAACGUCAGCAAGGCAAAGGAGCUGAUUGUGGACUACAGGAAAUGGAGGGCCGAGCACACCUCCAUUCACAUGCUUUAGUGGAGCGGGUCGAGAGCUUCAAGUUCCUCGGUGUCCACAUCACUAAGGAUCUAUCAUAGUCCAAACAUACCAACAAAGUCAUGAAGAGGGCACGAAAAUGCCUCAUCCCCCUCAGGAGGCUGAAAAGAUGUGGCAUGGGCCCUCAGAUCCUCAAAGUUCUAUUGCUGCACCAUUGAGAGCAUCUUGACUGGCUGCAUCACCACUUGGUAUGGCAACUGCUUGGCAUCCGACCGCAAGGCGCUACAGAAGGUAGUGUGGACGGCCCAGUACAUCACUGGGGCCUCAAUUACCUUGUACCCCUGCACAUCGACUCGGUACUGGUACCCCUUGUAUAUAGCCACGUUAUUGUUACUCAUUGUGUAUAUAUUAUUACUUUUAUUAUUAUGUGUUUUACUUUUCUAUUAUUUAUUUUAUUUUCUUUCUCUCUGCAUUGUUGGGAAGGGCCGUACGUAAGCAUUCCACUGUUAGUCCACACCUGUUAUUUCUAAGCAUGUGACGAAUAAAAUUUGAUUUGCUUGGAUUUAGAUUUUAUAUCGCUCGAUCUCUGUGCACUUAGUGUGUUUGAAAACUAGAGGAUGCUGUGUGGUUUCAGCCCUCACCCCUCCACUCUGUUGGUCUCUCUCUCUGUCUGUCUGUCUCACCAGGGGCUGCCAGGACUGAGAGGUGCACAGGGCCUCCUAGGCCCUAUUGGGCCUGUAGGAAAUCCAGGCACAUCUGUGAGUUUGCAACCACACACACACAUGCACACACACACCCACACACAGCUAAACCCUCCAAAGCACUUGACUCAUUGAUGUCUCAUCACCCUAAUUGGUGUGUUUUAGGGCAAAGCAGGAGAAGAUGGAAAACCAGGGGCUGCUGGGAAAAUGGUAAGGGAUCAGUCAGACCUCUAACAUAGCAGGGCAUUACUAUACUACACACACACUACAGGCAAUCAUACCUGUGUUUGAUUAAUUACAAACUCAAUGAAAACAAUUAUUGAAUUGGAUGCUAUUCAGUGCUAUUCAUUAUGAGAUUUAUCACCAGUGAGUCCUAUGUGUCUCUGUCUAUCUGUGUGUAAUUACCAUUAGACAUGUUUGUCACAUCCUCUGGUGAAAGUGCACUGAUCAGAUGGGAAUGUGAGGCUUUUAUUCCACCUGAGUGGCUGUGCUGCAUAAUAAUUGUUGUUCGUUCCAAAUGGCACCCUAUUCCCUAUAUAGUGCACUACUUUUGAGUAGGGCCCAUAGGGCUCUGGUCAAAAGUAGUGGACUAUGUAGGGAAUAGAGAGCCAUUUGGGGGCGGUAUGUCUGUUUUUUAGUGUUAAGUGAGGAGGUAAUGGGAUGAUCAGACAAAGCCCCGGCAAUACAUUAUCUAUCUGACUGAGAGGCUCUGCUUGAUACAACAGCACGUUGAGUUUUGAUAAAUGCGCAUUUAAUCGUUGUUAGUAUGGUAUGUUUGUUAUUGUGUUGUUGUGUUUUGUAGGGCGAGGAUGGCGAACCAGGGGAAGAUGGCAGGAAGGUCAGUGUUGGUCACGGCACUCAGGACUAUUCUGUAAACGCCCAUUGCUGUGCUAAUAUUGCUGUUAAUGUUCAUUUCUAGUUAAUGUGAGUGUGAUAAUAAUGAUGUUUUUCUACCUUACAGGGUGACAAAGGAGAGGCUGGGGCUGCUGGAAGAGACGUUAGUAACUUGUUACCUUGUAUCUUUAUCUCGCCACCCUCGUUCUCUCUCUCUCUGUCUGUACAAUGUCCUUUUUUUCCUCCCCUGCUGUCUCUCUCUUCCUCUCUCUCCUUAUUUCCCUCCGUCUUCAUCAAUCCUGCUCUCCUCGGCUCCUGAGUGUCUCUCAUUAUCCCUCUUCCAUUCUUUUCUCGCCUUCAACUCCAGUCCGAGUGUGUGUUUAUUAGGCGUACUUUACUCGGACAUUGAUAUUACCAUCACACCCUGCCUUCUCGGUGGAAUCAAUAGCACUCUAAGCAUCAGCCUUAUAAAUGCAACGGUGUCUAAUGAUCAAGCCCUGCCUUUGAGCGCCAGCCACUUCUGAUAGGGGAUCCACAGGGGCACAGAAUGCCAAGACUGUAGUUUCAUGUGCAAAUUGAUAUUAAUCAUCUCUAGGACAUCAGGGAAGAUGAUGAGGUGGAUAGGGGGAUAGGGCUCACCUGCUUUGAUUUCCUCCUUUCUAGUUCAGGCCAGAACCCUUAGGAGUGGAGUAGAGUGUCCGUGCUGGUCUGAAGUUGUUGUGUGCUUGUGCAUUUGUUUCAGGGUCGUGACGGGCUGAAGGGAGACCGGGGCCUUGCAGGGCCUACAGGGCCAACUGGUCUAUCUGGGCCCCCAGGGAUCCCUGGCACCAUCGGACCUCCAGGACAGGUACAGUACAGCCAUAUGGUUCUGCUUCCUCAAAUAUAUGUGUGUGUCACUUGUCUAUGGUGCUCUGAUUAUACAGUAAUCUCUCUCUCCCCCCUCUCUUCUUUCUCUCAGGUGGUCUAUGUGAAGGGAGCUCCAGCACCAUCUAUCCCUGGCCCUCAGGGGCCUCCAGGAACCCCAGUGAGUUACUAUGUUGAAUAUGAGCUGUGCAUCAUAGCAUAGCCCGGUGUAGCAGUACUUGUCUUUAGUAUGUUACUAAUCACUGAUAGUGAUUCCCAUAUCUCUGUCUCUCAGGGUGUGCCUGGAAUCCCAGGGGCUGUAGGAGCCAGAGUAAGUUUGUGUCAUCGUCAAAAUCUUUAUUCAUAUACUUGGUCCAGGUUUCUCCAUCCAUCCAUCUGUCCUUUAGUCUGAUCUUUGACCUCUCACUGACCCUCUCACUCUUGUUUCAGGGAGAGAAAGGAGCAGUGGGUGGUAAAGGUGAAAGUGUAAGUUUUUGUUGUACGUGUGUGUGUGAUUACAUCUUGCAUAUGAAUGUACAUACAUGCUCUUUUCUGAUUAUCUAUCUGUGUGUAUGGGUUUGUGAAUCUUCAAUAAAGGUUUGGGUGGGAUGUGAUUGUGUGUGAGAGAUAAUACUGAUGUGAGAUGUUAUUGACAGGGUGACCCAGGAGAGGACGGGAAACAGGGCAGGCCUGGAACAGCAGUGGUAAGACAACCUGACCUGUACACACGAGAAGCCUGACUGACAUACUGUACAAGAAGAGCUACAGACACACCUUGUGUGCUCCGGAGCUUUUACAUUAUGUUAAGGAUGCUACGAUUUACAGCUGUUUUGGCAUGCAGAUUAGCUUACGUUACACAAGUGUUAGCCUAAUCAUGUUCAGUAAUAAGUCUCUCCUUGACAUUGUUUGUGCCUCUCUCCUAUCAGGAUGUGCAGAAGGCCCUCUCUAACCUUGGCAUCGAGGUAAGUGGAUACUAAAUCUCUGUAAUAUCAAAUCAAAUCAAAUCAAUUUUUAUUUGCCACAUGCACCGAAUACAACAGCUGUAGACAUUACCGUGAAAUGCUUACUUACAGCCCUUAACCAACAAUGCAAUUAUUUCUUAAUAAAAAAAGUAAAAUAAAACAACAACAACAAAAAAGUGUUGACAAAAAAAGAGCAGAAGUCAAAUAAAAUAACAGUAGGGAGGCUAUAUACAGGGGGGUACCGGUGCAGAGUCAAUGUGCGGGGGCACCGGCUAGUUUGAGGUAAUAUGUACAUGUGGGUAGAGUUAAAGUGACUAUGCAUGAAUAAUUAACAGCAGCAGCGUAAAAAGAUGGGUGGUAGUGCAAAUAGUCCGGGUAGCCAUGAUUACCUGUUCAGGAGCCGUGUGGCUUGGGGGUAGAAGCUGUUGAGAAGCCUUUUGGACCUAGACUUGGUGCUCCGGUACCGCUUCCCUAGCGAUAGCAGAGAGAACAGUCUAUGACUAGGGUGGCUGGAGUCUUUGACAAUGUUGAGGGCCUUCCUCUGACACCGCCUGGUAUAGAGGUCCUGGAUUGGCAGGAAGCUUGGCCUCAGUAAUGUACUGGGCCGUACGCACUACCCUCUGUAGUGCCUUGCGGUCGGAGGCCGAGCAGUUGCCAGGUGGUGAUGCAACCAGUCAGGAUGCUCUCGAUGGUACAGUUGUAGAACUUUUUGAGGAUCUGAGGACCCAUGCCAAAUCUUUUCAGUCUCCUGAGGGGGAAUAGGCUUUGUCAUGCCUCUUCACGACUGUUCUGGUGUGUUUGAACCAGGAUAGUUUGUUGGUGAUGUGGACACCAAGGAACUUGAAGCUCUCAACCUGUUCCACUACAGCCCCGUCAAUGAGAAUGGGGGCAUGCUCAGUCCUCUUUUUUUUCCUGUAGUCCACAAUCAUCUCCUUUGUCUUGGUCACAUUGAGGGAGAGGUUGUUAUCCUGGCACCACACGUCCAGGUCUCUGACCUCCUCCCUAUAGGCUGUCUCAUCGUUGUCGGUGAUCAGGCCUACCACUGUUGUGUCGUCGGCAAACUUAAUGAUGGUGUUGGAGUCGUGCCUGGCCAUGCAGUCAUGGGUGAACAGGGAGUACAGGAGGGGACUGAGCACGCACCCCUGAGGGGCCCCCGUGUUGAGGAUCAGCGUGGCAGAUGUGUUGUUACCUACCCUUACCACCUGGGGGCUGCCCGUCAGGAAGUCCAGGAUCCAGUUGCAGAGGGAGGUGUUUAGUCCCAGGAUCCUUAGAUUAGUGAUGAGCUUUGAGGGCACUAUGGUGUUGAACGCUGAGCUGUAGUCAAUGAAUAGCAUUCUCACGUAGGUGUUCCUCUUGUCCAGGUGGGAUACGGCAGUGUGGAGUGCAAUAGAGAUUGCAUCAUCUGUGGAUCUGUUGGGGCGGUAUGCAAAUUGGACUGGCUCUAGGGAUAAUGGUGUUGAUGUGAGCCAUGACCAGCCUUUCAAAGCACUUCAUGGCUACAGACGUCAGUGCUACGGGUCGGUAGUCAUUUAGGCAGGUUAUCUUAGUGUCCUUGGGCACGGGGACUAUGGUGGUCUGCUUGAAACAUGUUGGUAUUACAGACUCAGUCAGGGACAUGUUGAAAAUGUCGGUGAAGACACUUGCCAGUUAGUCAGCACAUGCUCGGAGUACACGUCCUGGUAAUCCGUCUGGCCCUGCGGCCUUAAAAGUCUUGCUCACAUCGGCUACGGAGAGCGUGAUCACAUAGUCAUCCGGAACAGCUGGUGCUCUCAUGCAUGCUUCAGGGUUGCUUGCCUCGAAGCGAGCAUAGAAGUGGUUUAGCUCGUCUGGUAGGCUUGUGUCACUGGGCAGCUCGCGGCUGUGCUUCCCUUUGUAGUCUGUAAUAGUUUUCAAGCCCUGCCACAUCCGACGAGCGUCAGAGCCGGUGUAGUACGAUUCAAUCUUAGUCCUGUAUUGACUCUUUGCCUGUUUGAUGGUUCUUCGGAGGGCAUAGCGGGAUUUCUUAUAAGUGUCCGGGUUAGAGUCCCGCUCCUUGAAAGCAGCAGCUCUACCCUUUAGCUCAGUGCAGAUGUUGCCUGUAAUCCAUGGCUUCUGGUUGGGGUAUGUACGUACGGUCACUGUGGGGACGACGUCAUCGAUGCACUUAUUGAUGAAGCCAGUGACUGAUGUGGUGUACUCCUCAAUGCUAUCUGAAGAAUCCGGAACAUGUUCUGGUCCAACACCGGCUUUUUAUGAUGUGACAUUAAGUCAUAGCUGUGUUGUGUAUAUGAGUUUCCCUCACCUUGACCAGGCCUGGGUCGUAUUCAUUAGCUGUAGCAAAGUGUUUUAAAAAUUGUUUGAACUGGUAACUAAAACAAGCAGUUCUCAUUGGACAAGUCCAGGUAGCCCCCCCCCCCCCCCCCCCCUGUUUCAGUCCGUUUUCUUUCGUUUGAUGCCUGAUGAAUACAACCUUGACAUCUCUGUCCCUGUACUGCCUGUCUGUAGGUGCUGGACCUGAAGAUGGUUGUGGAGAGGAAGGAUGUGCUGGUCAAGCCUGUGGUGGAGAAGGCUGAGAAGGGCCAGAGAGGAGACAAGGGAGAGGCCGGACAGAGAGGACCAGCAGGGAUAGAUGUGAGUGAGUGGGGACCUUGAUGGUGUCUAUUUGGGGCCGUUGUGUUGAAUAGAGAUUAUAUCAAGACCCCCACACAAAUGGUGUAGUAGAGUGAACUCAGACAUGCUGUUAGUGUGUUUAUUUGACCCAUGGUGUAAUGUAUAUCUCUCUGUUUACUCUCAAAUUGAUUCUAUGUAUGAUUGCAUGGAUUUGGAAUAUAAUUAUAAUUUCUAGGAGCGUAUCUGUAAUUAAUGUCUUUACUAAUUUGCAUCUCAGGGUGCUCGCGGGAUGGCUGGGGAGAGAGGUGUGAAGGGAGAGCAGGGGGAACAGGGGCCUGUAGGGGCCACAGGACCCAUAGGGAGGGCCAUCGGAGAGAAGGGCCCAGUGGGGCCCCCGGGACAGGCUGGAGAGCCAGGAAAACCUGGAAUACCUGGAGUACCAGGGAGAGCCGGAGAACUGGGAGAGGCUGGACGACCUGGAGAUAGGGUGAGGAAGAGAAGGAUGGGAGGAAGGAGGGGUUCAAGGACAGGGAGAAGAGAGGAGGAAUAUGAAAGAAGAGGAAGAUCAUGUGAAUAAGAGAUGUUUCAUGUGAUUCCACUUUGACUUUCAGGGGGAGAGAGGAGAGAAAGGUGACAAAGGAGAGGCUGUGAGUAUAUUUGUCACCACAAUAAUCAUCAUUCAAUGGACUGUAUAUAUGGAUGUUGACAUGCGCAUUACUGUUCUCAUCUGCAGGGGGGAAACGGGCUAGUUGGAUUAGUGGGCCCUCCUGGACCAAAGGUAUGUCCCUGACCUGUACACACUACUACUUUCUAAUGAGUCGUCAUUACGGUAAACAUAUCAUCGUUUAUCCAGAGGCUACUGUUUGGAGUGUGUUUAGUGGGGGGGGUGCGUGUGUGUUUUAGGGUGCUUCUGCAGAAGUGGGUCAGGCUGGACUCCCCGGAGCAAGGGGGCUCCCUGGGGUCGCAGGACCGAAGGGAGAGCCUGGUGCUUCAGGACCACAGGGAUCCAAAGGAGACGGGGUGAGAACACCUAACUCAAUAUAUUACAGUACUUCAUCAGGCAGGCUUCAUGGUGUUGCUGUGUUUAACCUGCUGUGUCUGUGUGUGUGUGUGUGUUGUGUGUGUGUGUGUGUGUGUGUGUGUGUGUGUGUGUGUGUGUGUGUGUGUGUGUGUGUGUGUGUGUGUGUGUGUGUGACAGGGUAUUGCAGGUCCCCGUGGAGAUAAAGGCGACCAAGGUCCAUCUGGAGAGCAGGGACGUAAUGGCUUUCAGGUGAGUGUGUGCUGCCCUGACCAAAGUGUUGGCACUCCCUGAUGCAGGUUGUUUUACCCCUCUUCAUUGUGUUAUUAUGGUUCUGCAGAGGUUGUAAAGACAUUGUUGUAAUGGUAGCUAAUAGUAAUCAGGUUGUGUUUUGGUUAUUUCAGGGGACAGCAGGAGAACCUGGCAAACCGGGACAGGAUGGGAAGCCGGUGAGAAGAGGAGGGGUGGUGGUGUUGAGGGGGGGGGGUUAAUUGAUAUCAACAAUCAUACAGGUAUACUGUGGUACUUGUUCAUUUAUGAUGCCUUUUAGAUAUUACUGCAUGGAUGCACUCAUCUGUUUUCAAAGAGACCGCUUCCAGGAGACAGAUCCCAGACAUCAAAAGAAAACACUGUUUUUAGUUCUUCAAUAGCUUGGUUGUACUAUAGUUAAGUAGAUAAUGUUGUGUUUCAGACACAGUGAUCAUAAAAUGUCCAACCAUACAGUAGGUGAGUAUGAUAAUCAAUGAUGUUGUGUAAUCAGCCGGGACUAACUAGGGCCCAGAAUGUCCCUGGUCUGGAAGAACUCAGGGACCUAGUAGUCAUAACAUGUGCAGGAGGAGGAGAAAGAUGGGUAGAAGGAGAAAGCGAAGUGAAGGUGUGGAGGGGGAGAGAGAAGAUAAGAUAACUCACGCUUCUUGUUUCAUCCCACAAUGUUUCGGAGCAGGGUCCACAAGGGCCAGCUGGUCCUCAAGGCCGCUCAGUGAGUAACAGUAACCCAGCCAGGCAGCCUCCUUUUGGGCUGGUCCUGCAUAUGAAAGCCAGUGGAUUGGCUGCGAGCGCUAGGCAGCCGAUGGAGCUGAUGGAGCUACUAUAUCUGUUUCCUUUGGGCUGAGGCUACGUAGAACCUUUAGACAGGAACCUUUUGCAGCUCUGCUUCUAACUACCACUCCCACUCCCACUUUCUUCUUACCUCCCCUUUCAAUAUAUCUUAUUUUGAUCUAUUUUACUCCCUUUCUGUCCCUCCCUCUCUUUUCAACACUUCAAACUAUCCUACUCUUUCCCUUCUUCCUCUCCCCCUCCUUCUUCCUCUCCUCCCUCUCUGACUCUAGGGCCUGCCUGGGUUCCCUGGAGUGCUUGGCAGACCGGUAGGUUUUUUCUGUGCUGCUGGCAGGCAUGCUUGUGACCAGUAGGAGGGGCUGGGGGGUAGGGUGCAUGUUUCGGAAGGAGGUGUACAGGGACAACGCAUUGUAGCAGAUGGGGGGGCCAUCUCCCAGGGGUCUGAGACUAGAGUUGGGCCUUGAUAGGAGACUUGUGACAUAUUAAUCUGGACCACUGGUUUCCAGAGCACCCCUGUCAUAUCCAAGAUGUCUAGAAUGUUUAAUGUAUUAAACACCACACAUCGUUACCUGAGAUAAGAAAAAAUAUGAUAUGACAAACAGUAGCAUACACUAGCAAAUAUCAAAUGGACAUAAUAGGGUAUAUAGUGAAUACUGAAAAAUAAUACAUGUUCGUCAGAUAUUUAACAGAUGUAUUUUGCAUUUGAGAGGCUUGAGUCUGCUGGCUUUCUGUGCAUGUGGCUUCACCUGCUCUGUUGUCUGCUUCUUAGCUCUCCCAAAGCACUGUUUGCACAUUGUAUACCAUGUGUGUGUCUUUGUGUGUUGUGCAUGAAUGCAGUUGUGUAUUGUGUCUAUGCAGUUUUGGGUUGUGUAUUGCGUCUAUGCAGUUGUGGGUUGUGUGUGUGUGUAUGCAGUUGUGUAUUUGUUUGUGUGUGUAAAAAUGGUUGGGGGGAUGUUCAUGUAUGUACUGUGUGUACGCACUUCUCUAUGUGUGUAUGUGUCUUUGUCUCUGUACAUAGCAUACAUGUACAAUUUGCUGUGUGUUUGUGUGUUGUAACUUGUAUCAUGCUUGUGUCAUUCUGUGUGUGUGCUAUGUCUUGGUCAUGUGAAUCCAGCAUGUUCUUAUCUCGUUUGCAGGGAAACCCUGGAGAACCUGGAAUUAGAGGGUCAACUGUAAGUAUGAUACUCUCCUCUAACACACGCGCACACACACAGCGCUGUAAGUAUACUGAUGCUAUCGGUUUGUAAUUGUAGGGUCCGAUCGGUACCAACGGGCCUCCAGGUCCACCUGGGGUAAAGGUGAGAACAUCUUCCAUGUAAUUUCAAUGUAAAUGUACAAUAAAGUAUAUCGUAUCGUGUCUUCCAUAAUGAAUAGCUACCUAUUUAUUCUCUGUGCCAGCUCUGAUGCAUUGAUUAGUGUAGAUAUGGCUUAGGCUAUAGUAGCUUAGUAUUACGACACUGGAAUGAUAUGAUCAUUGUAAGUGUAUACCUUUUUCUUCUGAGAGUGUCUUUUUAUCUCUGACAGGGUAAUCAAGGAGUGCCUGGGGUUGGCGUUCAGGUGACACUUAUUUUAUGUGUUAUAUUGUGUAUUUUGUCUUAUAUGGAUUCUAUAUAUUCCUGUUGUUUAUUGCCUCAGUGUUUAGGCAACUACUCACCCAUCCACAGUCAAAGUCACAGAGCUUUAUAAUAAUCUAUUUGAAAUGAAUCUCCUGUUCCACAGGGACUGUCUGGUCCCCAAGGCAGCAUGGGACUGCCGGGACCUGGAGGGACUCCUGGAGCUGUGGUACGUGAAAACAUCAGUCAUCUAUAAACCAACUCUCAUACUGGAGAUUUUAGCAGGCUAAACUGCUGCUCUUGUAUAUUCCCAUUGGACUGGGGAUUCCUCGUAUGCUCACACUUUCCAUUUAGGCCUACUGUAAUUCAACAGGCCAUUGACACAGUAAUGUGUGUUUAAUAUUAUAUGAUGUAUCGUAAUGAUACUCUCUCUUCGCAGGGUCCAUCAGGACCUCCAGGUCUACCAGGGCAGACGGUGAGUACAGCAGCUCCGUGGGACUCACAGCUCACAUACUGUAGAGCCAACACACUCACACACACACACCUCCAUCACCACCAUAGUUAACACACACCAAGCAAUUCACACACAUCAGUUUUGGUGGUGACAUGCAGUGUGUCUCUCUCCAUAGGGCGAGGGGGGCAAGCCAGGGGUCCCAGGAAGAGACGGAAUACCUGGAAAAGAGGGAACACCAGGGUUGCCAGGCAAACAGGUGUGUACUGUAUGGUAUCUGACUUUCUACAUCCUACUGUGUUUAUAGUAUGUCUUAUGAUGGCAUCCGCUUCAGUGUGGAUUUGUCUUUGAUAAUGAUUUUCAGACUGCUGCUUUUGUUCAUUAUCAAACUUUCUUCCCUCCUGCAGGGAUUCGCUGGACCAAUGGGCUCCACAGGGUUGAAAGGGGAGCAGGGGGACAGUGGCCCCCCAGGAAAGGUGAGUGAGAGGGGAUCAGGGAGGUGAUGUGAGGUUGGAUUGAGCUCUCCUUAAGGCUAAUUCAGAGUCCACAGCCGCAGAGUCGCAAUAGUCCAUUGUGAGACCACCGUCCACGGGGGAUGCACAGCCCGACCACGCACCUCUCAACAUUUCUAACCAACGUGGCUCCGCGGACGCAGUUCCUAUUCAUUUCAAUGUGGUGAUGGUUGGAGAAAUUGCUUGAGCUGUGCUGAGAAAUCAAAAACUAUGAAAGCCAAUGGUCCAAUGUUCUAGAACACUGCUGUGCGGACCCGUACACAUUUUGGACUCUGAUAAGUGCUUUAUUCAGAAGCUCCAGCUGCACAUUUAUCCCUCUUUUCUUUACUGUAAAUGGCCAUGACUCACAUCCUCUUUAUACAACGUCUCUCCAACUGAAAUAAGAGGUAAUCACUGGCAUGAAUAGGAGGGCAGAGACACAUGUAAACAUACGCAAACAAUGACACACCAAUGCUCAAGCAUACUGUAUGUGCACGUGUAAAGGAUGUCACGCUGCUUGCUUAGCAAGUACCACUUUCUCCUGAUUCGGCUCUAACCAGGGCUCAAAUCCAGGACCUCUACCUUGCUAGCACACGUGACCUCCCCCUCAAGUGUCUUACCAGUCAGUGCCAUGCGAAAAGCUAGCAAUUCGGCUGCGCAAGUGGCGAUACUUCAGGCUGAGGAGUAAGUUUCACACAUCCCCAUGUGCUACACAUGCAUGAAUGCACACACACACACACACACACGCAGCAUAUGUUUUAGUAUCCUUGUUGAGACCUAAAAUGUAUUUCCAUUCAAAUCCUAUUUUCCCUAACCCUAACCCUUAUCCUAACCUUAACCCUAAACCUAACCCUAACUCCUAAACCUGACCCAUAACCCUAAUUGUAACCCUAAACCUAACCCCUAAGCCUAAAAUAGCCUUUGUCCUCAUGGGGACCUGGGAAAUGUCCUCACGAGGGAGAAUUUUCCUUGUUUUACAAUCCUUGCAGGGACUUUUGGGGAUUUCCGGUACCCAUGAGGAUAGUAAUACAAGCCCGCACACACGCAUGCACACACGCACACACAUUCACAUCCUUCACAUCAUUCACCGGAAGCUUUAGCAGGAUGUACUGCGGUUCAGGAGAAAUAAGAGCUUUUGAAAGGACGAGAUGUACUGUAGUUAUAGACAGCACAUCUGUUAUUCUUUUCCUCUCUAGUUAGUGUGAAAAACCAAAUGACACUCCCGUUCAUGGUCUAAUGCUCUAAUGAAGGUCAAAAGGCCAAAACAGUAGCAUUAUAAAAAUGUUAUAUUUUACAAACAUAGUGGGUGGGAGUUUUCUCAAGUUUUUACUAUUGCUGUCCAUCUUCAGUGUAUUUGCAAACAACCUAAUCCAGAUGUGUGAGUUUCACGUCAUGUUCUCCCUCCCUCCAUCCCCUUUACAGGCUGUAGCAGGACCCGAUGGUGUGAAAGGAGCACAGGUGAGUGGUUGUCAGGUUUACUCUUCCAGUCGUGGUAACAUCCGGUUAGUGGUGACUACAACCUCGCCCUGUUGAACCAGUUUAUGGAGGCACAAUAGAUACAACUCAGAACCAGUGAAUCACCAUACUGAAUCAUACUGAAUCAUACUGAAUCAUAGGCCAACCAACAGACAUAUUGUAGACGGCUUUGACUAGAGCAGAAUGGCAUGGGGUGGUCUAGCAGUUAGGGCCACUGUGCACAAUCACAUGUGCCGUGUUGGCGUGAGUUCAAAUCCGGCCCACUGUCUCUCUCAUCUUUCCUGUCUCCCUCUAAGAAAGAGAAUACAGCAGAAUGGCAAUCCUAAGGUGAGGAACUAGGUGCAAUAGAAUAGGAUGGAACAGAGUUUAAUGUAAUGGGAGUAUGUUGGUUGUGAUUGGUUCAGGGACCUCCUGGUGUGACCUUACCUGGGACAGUGGGAGAGAGAGGGCUGCCAGGGCUACGGGUGAGUCUGCUUGGUUGAACCAAUGAUUUACAUAUUUCAGCUAUUAUUCAGGCAAUUACUAUUCAGAUUACCAAACAUGAGCAAGAAUGUGUUUAGUGAUUUCUUGAUGACCACGUGUUUCUAAAAUGGCAUUUUUCUAAAAUCGUUGUCCUUUAGGGUGAGAGGGGUGACAAGGGUCCUGCAGGCAUCAAAGGGGACAGGGUGAGUAAUGUCACUUAAAACAACAUUAGUCGACAUUCACAGAUACUACAGUAUGACAGUGAUGAGGGAAAUGAUUGUGUGUGUGUCUGUUUCUGUGUCUUGUUGAAAUAGGGUGCUGCUGGUGAAAAUGGGGAGCCUGGAGAAGAUGUGAGUCACCUUUUGACAUUUUGUCUAACAGAUUCACGUCUAACAGAUGUCUGUCUUACUUACUUCUCCAUCCACUUUGUCUCUUCUAGGGGGGCAGAGGACCAGCAGGGCCUAAAGGAGACAAGGUAAUACACAUCACCAGCUGAUUCCCUGUGUUUGUGUUUCCCUGGCUGCUAACCAUGUGACAGUACUAACAGGAUUUGUGUUGCAGGGAGAGAGAGGCAUCGGACUGGCAGGGCCUCCUGGUCAGCUGGGACCUCAAGGGUUAAAGGUUACUAUCAUGGACUUGACAAUACUUCUGAAUGUUCUCAUAAACAUAUAUCACAUAUGUAGCUAUGUUCAUAUUAACAUAUACAGACUUCUCAGUUUCUGCUCUUCCACAGUGAAUGUGAACCCCUGUGUGUUUGUGUUUUAGGGGGACACAGGACACCCGGGCCCAGCAGGUCCUCCAGGAGCCCGUGGCGUAGCAGGGACCCCUGGUCUGGCUGGCCUGAGAGGAGAGAACGGAACCCCAGGACCCCCAGGACCUCUAGGACCCAGGGUGAGAGGGCCUAUAUCGCCAUGGUAGUUGGGUGACUGGUCUUGUCUUGUUAGCCCUGCUCUGUGUUGUAUGUUUAUGUUGUAUGUUGUCUCAUCUCCAGGGUCUCCAAGGCUUUCCUGGUCAGACAGGGACCCCUGGAGCUCCUGGGCCCCCUGGACCCUCCGGCCUAGCUGUAAGUAGCCUUUACAUUGAUGACUUAAUGAAGUGGGUGCGAGCGAGAGAGACAAAGAAAGAAAUAAUAUAAUAUAUUUUCUUAUAAGUAGCCUAGCGGUUAGAGCAUUGGGCCAGUAACCGCAAGGUUGCUAGUUUGAAUCUCUGAGCCGGCUAGGUGAAAUCUGUCGAUCUGCCCCUGAGCAAGGCACUUAACCCUAAUUGCUCCAGGGUUGCUUUCAAUAAUGGCUGAUCCCUGGUCGUGACCCCACUCGCUGAGGGUGUCUCAGGGGGAGUGGGAUAUGCAAAAAACACAUUUCCAUUUCACACCAGUACAAGUUAAACACGUGUGAAACAGGACAAAUGUAAGCACCCCUGUUUCACCUUUGAUUUAGCAGAUGAUGUUAUCCAAAGCAACUUAUAGUCAUGCAUGCAUUCACUUUUUAUGUAUAGGUGGCCCAGGGAAUCGAACCCACUAUGAGCCACGCUCUUCCAACUGAGCUACAGAGGACCAAGGAGAGAGAGAGACUUUGUGUGUUUGCGUUUGCGUUUGUGUUAUCUGUUAGUGUUCAUUAUCAAUAUUUCUGUUUUUCCUUACCAGGGUACACCGGGAACUGCUGGAGGCAAAGGGGACAAGGUGAGUUAAGAAAGAGAAAACACGUCUUCCAAACGGUAUAAUAUCUUAUCAAAUAGGAUGUGGUUACUCAUAAAUCUUCCUCUUUAGGGAGCGAUUGGAGCAGGAGUACCUGGAUUGAGAGGCGAGAGAGGAGACCCAGGACCCAGGGUAAAACCACAUCACCAUUUGAGUUGGAAUUGUAUCUAUAUUUGACUGUUGUAUUGUAGAGUUGUGUGUGUGUGUGUGUGUUGGGGGAUUUACAGAUUUGUGUGUCUGAUGUUUGCAGGGGGAGGAGGGUCGAGCUGGUCUAGACGGGGAGAGAGGACUAGUGGUAAAUCUCUGUAUUUUUCUCUUCUCGUUCAUCACUUAUUCAUCACUGUCUGUCUCUCCUGUAUCUCUACGCCUGUCCAUCUUAUCACUAUCUUUGUAGUGCUUCUGUCACAGUUUACAAUUUAUCAUUAGCAAUUUUGAGUCUACCACCUCUGUCUAGUGCUUGAUAAUUGCCUCACAUAGUUCUAUAGUGUUUGUUUAUUACUAGAGGUCAUUGAUUGGCCAAACCCUCAAUUUUGAUCCAACUUAAUAGAGUGAGAGAGAAAAUGAGAGAAGGGGGAAGGGAAGGCUGAAGUGAACGUAGAUAGAGCUCAAAAGAAAUAAAAGCUCAUCAAACAAAAGUUUGUGUGGCUUGAGCAGUGUACUUCAGAAAAUAGAAAUGACUCAAACGAAUGGAAAAGUUCUGAAAGCAAAAGACGUCGUCAUCUUCAUCAGCAUGAUGCGUAAACCUUUAAAUUGUUUCCAUCUCCAUCCCUACUAUACCUUUAUCCAUUAUUGUCAAACCCAUUAUCCCUCCAUACAUAGAACAUACAUAUCCUGUUUCUCUGAGUGCAGUAGAUUGCUCCUUACAGUGUGUUCUACCCUCCACUUUGAUCUAAUGAUAGGCCUCUGUACUACCAUAGCUCCUUUAAAAGCUGCCAGCCAGCCCCAGGUCCUCUGUCGCUAUCUGUACAUUAGUGUUACUGAGAGUAGCGCUGUUCUCCAAGGCAAGGGCCACUAAACCUCUUCACCUUAGCACUCAUCAAGACCAUACUCAGCCUCUCUCACAUUAGUUGCCUGGUAACUUCUAGAAGGGGGCUGGGUACUGUAGAGUGCCCAUGGCACUCCACUUUAAACUCAGAUGAGACACACACACAGACAGGAACUCACCUAUUGCGGUACACGCAUUUCUCCUACAGAAGAGUGCUAGUUAUGGUGCGUAUAGAGAGCUAUUUGUUGUAGUUUUGGACGAUUUCUGGUGAGGAUGUGCAUGUGGGAGUAUAAUUAUUUUUUUCUUGUGUGUGUUCUGUUUGAUUAAAUGUAUUCCUCUGUGUGUGUGUGUGUGUGUGUGUGUGUGUGUGUGUGUGUGUGUGUGUGUACCAGGGCUUUCCAGGUGGCAAAGGAGGCAGGGGAGAGAAGGUGACUAUUGUUCUCCACAGCUGUAUUUUCCAUCAUUCUCUCUCUCUUGCUCUCUCUCUCUCUCUGUCCCCUGAGCAUUCUGCUCAUGUAAAAUAAUCAAUUAAAUGAACAUGCCUGACUAGUGAGUCCUACUCUCAAUAUAUUUCAGGGUGAAUUGGGGCCGCAAGGUGACAAAGGAGAAAAGGUAUGAAUUAUAUUGUAUGAGUAGUAAUAUUGUGUGUGUGUACGUGGUAGAAUAAUACAGAGAAGUGUAGAAAAAUAGCAAAAGGGGAGACAAUGAAAAUAAAACCGAGAAAAUAUAAAAGUUGUGAAAAUAUUUUCUUUAACCUAGCUAUCUUACAAUUAUGUUGUUCCCUUGCAGGGCGAUACUCUCCUGGUGGGAGGACCUACAGGAGAGAAAGGCAACAAAGGAGAGACGGUGAGUGACCCUCUCAACCCUCAAAACCUCACAGCACUGAUUAUUGACUAAUCAAAUAAAACAAUUGGUCACAAAAAUACCUCAGAGCAGCAAGUAUUGACUAUGCCACUGCUAAUCUGUGUGUGUGUGUGUGUGUGUGUGUGUGUGUGUGUGUGUGUGUGUGUGUGUGUGUGUGUGUGUGUGUGUGUGUAGUGGUCAUUUACAACUGUUGUUCUCUUCUUUAUCAGGGUGACCGAGGGCCAAAAGGGGGGCAGGGGGAGAAAGGCUUGAAAGGCAAUGACGGCCCAGCUGGGGAGCAGGUGAGGUUGGGCUUGACAAUGACAACAAUUAAUGGAGUUGGCAAGAGCACAAACAGCUCUGGGAGCAGGCUAUUAAUAACAGGAGUAUAACUGUAUGUGUGUCUCCACAGGGUCUGAGAGGUGAGCCAGGAGACAGGGGCUCUACAGGGUUCCAGGGGGCCAGAGGUCCAGGAGGACAGAAGGUGACUACAUCACCUGACCUUUAUCAAUGCUUUCAUCAUCACUGCUGUGUCAUAUAUGUCAGAACCAAUAUCAUCGAUAGUCAAUCAAUAUCAGAAUGUCCUUGGGUGUAUAAUGGUUGCAUUGCACACAGUUUUCCCACCCGUCGUGUGAGAAUGGAUCAUCACACAACAAUAUAUCCUGUGAAAAGGAACACAGUAUUGCUCAGACUGGAUGCUGUAGGUGACUGUUGUACAGAUGCAGUGUUUACAUUUACAUUUUAGUCAUUUAGCAGACGCUCUUAUCCAGAGCGACUUACAGUUAGUGAAUACAUUUUGUAUUUUAUUUUUAUACUGGCCCCCCGUGGGAAUCAAACCCACAACCCUGGCGUUGCAAACGCCAUGCUCUAUCAACUGAGCUACAUCCCUGCCGGCCAUUCCCUCCCCUACCCUGGACGACGCUGGGCCAAUUGUGCGCCGCCCAUGAAUCUCCCGGUCGCGGCCGGCUGCGACAGAGCCUGGAUUCGAACCAGGAUCUCUAGUGGCACAGUUAGCACUGCGAUGCAGUGCCUUAGACCACUGCGCCACUCAGGAGUGUAUAAAUAUAAAUAGUAUAAAUUCUCUGCGCCACUCAGUGUUCUAAUGGGUUUGUCUUUGUGUCUGUAGGGAGAGGCAGGCCAGCCUGGUGUACCUGGAGAAUCUGUGAGUCUCCCAUUUAACCUUCAGUUAUGAAAACAAUAUAUACUUUUUCUUGACCACAUGAACUGACGUGAAAAACUCUGGGCCCUAAUUAUAGCCUAUAACUAGGAUCUAGAGUGCUUCCUGGUCAGGUCACAUGGUCAGGAAAAACUUCAGGCCCUAUGACUAACUCCCCAUUCACUCCCCUAUUGAUCGAUAAAAGACUGGUUGAUUGUGUUUUUCUCCCAGGGUACACCAGGAAAAGAUGGAAUGCCAGGCUUUAGAGGAGAGAAGGGAGACGUGGGAAUAACUGGAAUGCGUGGAAUUAAGGUUUGUACGCCUGUGUGUGUGCAGCGUGAUGCGUCUGUUUGUGUAUGCGUCUGA
Messenger RNA from Coregonus sp. 'balchen', 82197 nucleotides. Lineage: Eukaryota; Metazoa; Chordata; Actinopteri; Salmoniformes; Salmonidae. The record is from the annotation of a GenBank genome assembly.